GAAAGAGCGCUGUGCUGAAGCCAAUGUUUGUCGUCGAACUCCAGCAAAUAUGAGGAUGGAAAGAUAAUGGCCCACACUGAACAGGAGGACUGAAUGAUCAAUUUGCGUCUUUUUAUGAUGCAUUCAGAGAAAACAAAGCCCGGAGAAGAAACCCUGGACAGUGAGGAACAAAGGAUCACAUGUUGUUUUUGGACAUGUCCAACCAUCCCCACAUUAUCCUGAUUUACUGAAGAGGGGAUGGUUAUUGAGUCUGUUCUAAUAACUGACGAAAAUCAUUGGAUCAGACAUCUCCAUGGAGGAAUUACAGGAGACUUCUACCGUGUGCGCGCGCGCGCAGGGAUGCCGUAGCUCCACAUGAGCCGUGAUAGAUUGGAGUACUUUUAUGGAAAUUGCUUGGAAAUUUCAGCUCAGCUGAAAGAAAUCCGGGCAGCAAUAAUCCCACAGCACCACACACACAUAGAAGCCAGCGCCGGCGAUCUGUGUGUCUCUGCAAUAAGUGGCUGAUAAAAAGCAAUAAAUUCUCCAGAAUAAAUACAGUCAUCCGGCUGUGCGCUAUGGGCGACGAGGCGUCAAACUUCAGGGGCAGCAGCAGGACCGGUGUCUCAUCACCAAAAGCCAGGACUGGUGAGGAUCACGGCAAAACGGAGAUUCUGGGCUAAACUAAAAACCGAUUAACACAGAGAACAAUGAGAUUAACAAUUUUUGGAUAACUUAUAAGAUUAUCACUGUGACAGUUUUUGAUGUUAUUGAGAGACCAGGAUUCAGAUCUGCGCUGAGCUGGACUUGGUCACUUUGAUUUGUUCGCUCAGAAAUCAAGUGGCAGAAAGGGACAUGAGACGUUUUGUGUUUGAAGUCAAUGAAUACAGCCAUAGCAUUUAAUCAAUAAGUAGAGAGGGGGAUCUUCAUUUUUCAUUAUUUUUUUGCACUAUGAUGGAACCACCACCAUGCUCGAAGAAGAGCCUGUCACUGUCGCUCCCGGUUCCCCGGGAAGGACAGGCGACUCUAAAGCCUCCGCAGCAUCUCUGGAGGCAACCCCGGACCCCUAUCAAAAUCAAACACCGGGGCUAUUCCGACACCGACCGGCAUCACCACCGGCACAUGGAGCGCUCCGACGCCGUGGAUACGAGCGACAGACCAGGGCUGAAAAAGUCUCGGAUGUCCUGGCCAUCCUCCUUCCACGGGACCACAAACACAUCCAUUGGAAAUUGUGUCGGGAAUAAACGGUAGGCGAGAGAGUCGUAUGCAUUCCAAACACCCCAAUAAUAGCCCAUGACAGCCCACAAGGCAUAUGCGUAAACGGGGAGGGAGGAGGGGGUGCAUUUUAAUGAGUGCGUAAUAAUGCAGUGUGCCUGAAGGGUUAACUGAAAUGAAGCGCUUUCUACCGGGAGGCGGGACGCGUGGGUUUUCGGUGCUGAUGCGUUAUGCGUCUUUGGAUAGACUGUGUCAGAUGGGUAUGAAGCGCAAACCAGUCCGCCCACUCGAAACGCAGGAGCAGCAUCUGCAAAUACCAGUAACAUUUUACAGAGGGUCCACAUGUUCCACGCAGUUGAUAAGACACGCAAGGCCAGUCGUUUAAUGGCACCAAAGGUCUAGGAGGUGCGUUCGAGCGUGCAGCACUGAGAUAUUACCAUCAUGCGCACUCCACUCCGAUCCUUUAUCAGCUUAUUUGCAGAGGGAGGCUUUGGGCCCAAAUGUUAAACCCUCGUUUUAAAUACACGCACCCUCUUUGUACUGUGUUCAGGUGACCUCUGACCCCCCUGGUGUGCUUGAGAAGGUGGAUGUGGGGCAGAAAAUACCCUCUUUGACAAAGUUAUGAGGUCUUACAGGAGUGUCACACACAUGGUUUCAGACAGUCCCUUAUCGGUACUGCUCAGCUCUCUGAUCAGAUGUGACAGAGGAAAAUAAAUCACUGCAUUUGAGGGAGGACAGUCACAGAAAGUGGGGACUCAUACUGCAGAAUUAUAUACUAAACUCCACCAGCUAACAAAUCUUCCAGCACUUUAAUUAAAUUACACCAUGCAUGUUAAUCAUUCAGACUAGAUUAAAGGCAUUUCAUUAAGUGAUUCAUGGAACGAUACAAUUGUGAUACAAUUACUUUGUCCUUACACAACAAUGGCUCCAUUUAUCCUUUUAAGGAGACACGGUAAAUGCCACACCUGGUUAAACAUGGCAUCUUAAAAAUGUCAAAAAAGACAUUCAAAUCAUACAAAUAGGACUCGAGCUUGCUUCUAUUUAUGAAAGGGUUGUACACCUGUUCAGAGUCACGGCGGCUAUAAAUACGGCUUAUCCCUCCUCUGUCCUUUGUGUGACCCAAAGUCCCCUGAGAGUUAGUUUACAUUCUGGACUGUUCCUAUCAUCAUUUCAGUCACCGAUAAAUCCCAAAUGCGCUCCGUCCACAUGAGCAACACAUUAACCAGGGUGAUUAUUAGACUCGUACAACUGCUGAAUGUACAUUAGGUCUCGCAGGAACUGCAGGUUCCCGUAUUUUCUCUACUCUUGUUAUUAUUUGUUUUCUUUCCUACAUUUUUUUUUUAAAUGCCACAGACGGCCUUCCCUGCAGGCCCCUGGGAGAAGGGCCAACUCCAGCUGACUGGAGGAAGGGCUGAUUUGUAUUUUAGUCCUCCGGACACGCUCUGAGGCAGUCCAAUCUUUAGUGCAUUGGGACUGGCUCUGCCUGCCCUUCUCCUACUGUGGGUGGCAAACCAUGAGAGGCCAGAGAGAGAGAGGGAGAGAGGUAAUUUGAUUCCGACAGGCUCAGUUCUGAGAGUGAACCGAGCUGGCUCCAACUUACGUGUGUGUAAGUUGUACAUAUGUGUGUGUUUGCCUCAGUAAAUCCAUGAGGUGAUGUGUACGGUCUGAGGGUGUUUCUAUUACACACCGGUCAGGAAGGAGGGUGUUUGGUGGAUGAAUAUGUAUGCCAUGUGUGAUAGCUGAAUCCAGCAUGUGUGUCAGUAUGUGUUUGUGCGUGGAGGCAUUCGUGAGUGGGCUGUGUGCAGGUUAGUGUCUGACCUGUAGCCCCUUUGGAUUGUAAAAGGCCUUGUUUGAUCUGUUUUGAUUGGAGGUUAUGGGAAUUUCUGUAGUAUUUAUCUCAUUUUCAUUCCUCUCACAUACUGCACAUUCUGCCUCCUUACUUAUGUGCAGAAAAAGACUCCUUCCUAUUGGAUGCCCCAGCACUCAGAUGAUCCGUGUCUUUAGCUGAAGGCUAACUAGCACUGAGUUCGGCCUGUGAAGAAAACUAUGCACACAUCCUCUCCGAAGGCUCUCAUUUACAUGCGCUUAACGUCAGGGUAUAUUAACUCGCCAAACAAAUGACAGGCGUUAAGUAGAACUUGCCCCAAAGACUCGGCUUGUAUUGACAGUGUUCUCAAACAGAUGGUUGCAAGUAGAUUUAAGUGAAAACUCAACCUGACCCCAAAUAGUUUACAAGUCCUACAUUAAAUUAGUACAAAGACAACAUAUCAAACCUCAAAUUUUAAUACUGUUAUUGUAUAUAAGAAAAAUGAAUUUGAUGUCAGCAACAGGAUUCAAAAAAGUUGUGACGUGGAAAACAGAACACUUAUAAAGUUGUUCGAGAAACAUACAGCGCUCACCAAGGGCAGAGAAUCUGCAGUCUCCAGUUGUCUUUACUGGGAGAAAUGUGCUGCGAAUGCUUCAUCAAUUCACAUUUAAAACCAUAUGCAGAUGUCCAAAACAUGCACAAUAAUAAAAAUGCUCUGCAAAUGAAAUCACCUGCUGCAAAAUGCCUUUAAACAACAUUCACAACAAAUCUCCGGAAAAUACACAGACGUGCAAGGCCAGAAACACAAAAAACCAAGUACAACUGCAGAAGGUUGUCGCUGCAAAUUAAAACUUCCUAGCGACUCCCUAUGAGUGCCCCUGGCUGAGGGACACCAAGUUAUACAGCUCUAUUAUCAAACUGACUUCACACUAUGCCGCUAUUCAAUUCAGUCAAUAAUUUGAAUGCCUGGUCCUCCUCUCUGUCAGUCAACAGUAAAGCUGUUUCACUGACAGGGCUGUGGGGCUCUUCCUUUAAAAAGCUUCUGCAGUAUUUUACUUACUUUCUAAAGUUGUUUAUAGCUUUCCAUCAUUUAUGUUUUUGCAGUAUCUCUUUUGCUAUUGUUUGAGCUACAGUUGUCAUUUGUGUUUUCAACUAUCACCUGUUGCCCAUGUCUUUGAAUUUGAAUCAUUCAAUCAUUCAUGCUCCUUUAAUGAAAAUCAAUCAGGUUGUUGCGGUAGCCUUUGCCAGCCACUAGAGAAAUCAGUGCACCAAAUGAACCAGGCCAAAAAACUCAUACCGUGUGUGUCAUUGGAUGACUGAACUGCACUGAAAGCAGACAUCACUCUGUAGUGGAAAUCACCGCAACGGCUCACAAUUACUCCUGAAACCACUGUGUAUAAAUACAGGCAGUGGCUGCAUCGACAAAUGCAGAGAGGACACCGUGUAUAGACAUAAAUCAGAAAUUCUGAUGACUUGGCCUUUGCGCUAAAGGGUAGAGCAGAUGCCCUAAGGUAAGAAUGAGUUUACAGAUUCCGGAAGGCAGCAUUAAUGAUUAACAAGGUAUGCUGCAUCCAGACAACACCCUUUUCAGGAAAGACCUGGCAUAUUUCAGCAAGACAAGGACAAACCACAUGCUGCAUAUAUAUUACCACAAUAUGCAUCUGUAGUAGGAGAGUUUGAUACUAAAUUGGCCUGCCUGCUUUUCUUUCCUCAUCACCUUCUAAAAAACAACUGGAGCAUAACAAUUCAAAAGCCACUUUGGGAAUGAAUAAGAGCCCAAGCCCAGGUAUAAGACCUGUAUGUAUAUUCAUUACUUUUCGGGAAUUAUGUUUAAUAGGUCAUUACUGAAGAGCAAUGGUUGCCAUUAUCAGAAAAUUUCCAGACCUAUUAAACACAAUUCCCGAAAAGUAAAGUACAAAAUCCGGACAGUAUUAUGAAGAACCGGAGUUAGUAAAACAGCAGAAAGCAUAAAAUUUUACAUUACCUUUCAAAAAAACGAGUCGCGAGCUUGUUAAUAUCGUAAAAAAUGAAUGGCCGUCUAUGGGCGAUGCUAAGUGGCUCCACUACACGCUAACACCGGAAGUAAGCAGAAUGCAGAAGUGAGCAGAAGCAUUUGGACAUGCGCAGAGUUGUCUGAUUUCGCUAAAACAACCACAGAAGAAGAGUUGUAUUUACGCCUGUGCUGUCAACAAACCUAUAACAAUUCAGGAGUUUUCCCCCUGUUAAAUGUUGUCACUAGAUGGCGCCCUUGCUCACUUAUUUUACUGUACUGUCAAAGGGUGCACUGUGCGUGCAGAUAUGACAUCAUUACGCUGUAUGCGCGCCUUGUUAUGCUACCGGAAGAGCAGACAUAGCAACUGAGGUUGUGUUUUGUGCCAGUGUUAAUAAGGAAACCUCCUGAACUGGCCCCUACAAAUAAACCAAAGGCUCAAGAGUGAAGAUCGAGUCAGGUAAGAGAGUCACGAUCGGAAUAAGUGUUUACAUGGACGCGUUUCGGAAUAACGAACGGCGUAAUGCACCACCCUCUCGAUCGGAAUACAAUUUCUUUACAAUCGAGCCGAAUUAGAUCAGAAUCUUCCGAUCGGUGCAUUUUUAUUCCGAUUAUUUUUGCCCAUGUAAACGCAGUUAAUGUCAAACCCCAUUGCUGCAUAGAUAUAAAGGGAGCUGGCCUGCCUGCACUCCUAACUCAUCAACCAUUGAAAACAUUUGGCACAUAAUUAAUGGGGAAAAACAGACAAAAGAGACCAAGAGCUGUUGUGAAGCUGAACUCCUUUAUCAGACAAGACUGGAACAACAUUUAAUUUUCUCCAGUAAUAGGUUUCUUGGUUCCCAAACAUUUUCAAAGUGUUGUAUAAAGAAGAGGUGAUGUAACACAAUGGUAAACAUGCCCCUGCUUAAACAUUAUCUUGGCGUGGUGUUUGUUUAAAACUGCCAUAUUUUUUCCCCCAAAGAACACAUUUGACAUGUUGCCUUUGUUCUCUAUUUCUGUGAUCCCAAACCCUUAAAUUCAGUCUUAUUUACAUUAUUUCAUCAUCAUAAAAUGCUCUCAGCUCUGUGACUUGUUUGGUCAUUUUGUUGGACCCAUUUAAAGGACUGGGAUUGGCCAGACCAGGUCCAAGUAGGCCAGGAGUUUGUCUGAAAGCAGCCUGACAUAUCUGACAGAGCGAAUAAAAAUUAGCUCGCUGAUUCAUCUAUUGCUCAGGCUAAAAGCGAAUACUUUCAUCUGGUAUUUGUUGAUGCAGCUUAUAGAUGUGAAUUUGGGCUCAAGUCUAAACCCUGUCAUGUUUUGGCCAUCAGGAUGACACAUAUUGUAAGUUUAUUAACUUGGAGACAUUAAGGGACUUUGUUGUGGGACAGCAUUGAAGUAAUUGGUCUGUGGUUGGUUGGGCACUGAUCGACCCAGCUGAUGACCUUUGUGUCUCAAAGAAGCAAAGCGCUCAAUCACCGAAGACUCAGCCAAGACCUCAAUUCAAGGUCCGAAAGAUCAAUCAGCCUCAGAGCAGCUGGUAAAAUUGUUUUGGACAAGAUACAGAAAGACAGCAGCUUGUACUGUGUUACUGUAAUUGAUUCCCCUGCUUUUGAAAACGAAGCCUUCCCAACAGUCUCCAGUCAAGGGAUGGAUGGCACACAAGAGGGAUCCUGGGUGUUGUUUCUCAUAAUUGUUUGAGGAAUCAUUGUCUGCGACUGUCUAUUUUUGUCUCGAUGUUUUGUCCCACAAAAUGGCAGUCUUUGUGGCAAUCAGCUUCUCCUAAGAGUGUCAGUCUGCCUCCUCUUCCCGCCCCUGGUGUCUUUUGUCAGAGGAUGCUAAUAUGAGCAUAUCAGUCAUCAGGUCCCAUGCAUAAUACGCUCUGGGAAGUUCUAACACGAAAAUGAAUGACUGACACUGAACGAGUAACAGCUUUUCCUGCAACUCUGUUGCUAUGGUUACUUGUUUUGUACAUUUGUAGAAUAGAUUUCAUUUACCCAAAAAAGGCAGAGCCUACAGGCACUUAAUGGGCUUGACUUUAUAAUAUGUCAGUAUGUAGCAGAUCCCACUGGAUGUGCAUCAUGACUUGGAUGUUUAUGAGGGGAAAAAGUGAAUACUAAUAUUCCUCUGCUGGAGAAAUUCUGUCUGUAGUUCAAUCACAGUCCUCUGCAACAUUUUCGAACUAAAGCCUCCCUCCUUCCCUUCCCCACCUCACACUUCAUGCAUUCUUUACACCUUUUUUCCCCAAGCUGGGAUCCAGGGCUGAUUUGUAAGCUGGUGCUGCUCUUUUGUCUGCCUGACUGGCCGGCUGCCAUAAUAAUUUACUUCCUAAUGAGGUACAGCUCCAGUUAAUUACAACAACAGCUUUAUUUUGGUGUUGAUCAUACAUUUCUAAACUCUGGAUGCGGAAAAAAGUAUCAUGCUGAGCGCAUUCAGGAAUUAUCCCAACAAAUGUGUUUUAAUAGCGUUAAGUAAUAGACCUCUUAUCUCAUUUGUGUUGUGGAACCAUCUGUUUAAGCUAGAGAUUGUGCUCUUCUGUGAAUACAUUUCACUUUCUCUCUACUCUAAGCGCUAAUUAGUAUCUAGAGGCAGUUCAUGUACUGGAACGGUGCUUGCUGUUGGUUGGCUCAUCCAUGAGACCUCAGGUAAAAUCCCAGCGAGAUCUUUUAGCAGUGACAUCAAACGGGUUGUUUGUUGAUCGGGAGUCUGUAUAGUUCUUACCCGUGGUCCCUCUUUGUGUUGGCUCUCUGUUCAUCAUCGGGAACUCAACAGGCUCUCACAGGCUCCUCAUGCACUCAGGCCACUGGAAACUACAUUUGGCACAGUCGGUGUACUUCUCGAAUCGGCCGGGAAAACUUGGCAUCUUUGCAUGUUAAUUAAUUUCACGCUGAAUCCUCUGAAAGUGGCGAUACACUAGUCAUUUGUUUUUUUGUUUUCUGACAAGUGCGGACGGGCAGGGAUCCCAGCUGGAGGACAGAAAUGAGCCACGCCAUCAAAAAAAUUCCUAACCGCACAACAAGUCCACCUGUUACCCACAAAUAUCUCCCAUGUGGUGGGACCAGUCUGGUUGCAUUUUCUCCCUAUACCGUUAUUUCCGUUAUUGUGCUGUUUUCAUCCCCAUUAAAUCCGUCAUGGAGCUUUCUCACCACAGUUUACUAUGCAUCAUUUUGCCAAAGAUGUCCAGUGUGAUUAUAAUAGCCUUCAUGCUGGCCAUUUUCUAUCCCUUCUUAUCUAAUUACAUUGCUUGAAUCCCCCUUUUGUCCAUAAGAAUUACAGUCUCUGAUAACAGCAUUUAUCUCUUUUUAAUCCGCUACCCUCACAGUGCUUCAUUUCACCUCAUUCUGAAUGGGGAGCAUUGAUUUCAUCUCUAGUUCUGCUCUCCGUUUUGUCUCUCUUUUGUGUUGCCCGUCUCACUGUCCCCCCUGCAGUUUCUGAGAAUCUCUGAUAGCCCUCUUCUUGCUUACAGCGGCAGUAAGCACACAGUAUAUCCAUCAUUAAUCUCUCCUAUCAUCCCACUCGCCUUCUCUUGUCCACUGACAUCAUCUGCCGCUUGCAGAGUCUCUCCCCCCUUGAAGCCAUAUCUGAAUCCAAACCCUCACAUCCCCAGUGAAACGGGCUGCCCACCUCUGACAGUGUGCGGCGCCUCAUCUUAUCCUUUACCCUCAACACCUUAAAGGUAUUUUACAACAAUACGAUUUUUCAUUCUUCAUGCUUUAGCCGUUCCUUGAAAAAAAAAUCACAGACAUCAAGGGCAGAGCAGACACAAACAUCUCCAUCACAAGGCUGGAAAGAAAGAGGCAGUUCAGACGGAUGUGUGCAUCAGAGAGAAAGAGAGAGAGAGAGGAGUUGAAAGGAAAAACUGUUUUAUUGCGAGAUAAAAUUACACACUUAAAUUAUACUGCGUGAAAUAAGAAUAAACUUUCAUCUGGGUUUGUUUUUCCUUAUUACAAAAUAAAGCGUUCCUGCAGAGGUAUUGGUAAUUUAUUCUCCAAGCUCAUAGGAGCUAAGAGGAAACUUAAAGGAAAAACCUUUUAAGUGUGAUCAAGUCACCCACUCCUCACCGAAAAAGAGGUGUAAACUGCCGGGACUCUGGAGAAUCUAAAUGUCAAAAUGUGCCGCGUAUUCAAUUUCCAAAUAAGUGGUCGUCUUUCACCUCUCUGCUCUGCUGGAGAGAAAACCUCUAAUAUGAUUCUCAUGCUGUGAGGCUUCUUUACAAAUAAGACGCAUGAUGGGAAAAUUUAGUGUCCACACAGACGGGACAGACCCCGAUAAGUCAGAAACAGCCAGCUGUGAGUGACACUGUGGCACAUAUUGACACCAUUGGGAGUAAAUCCUGCUGAAAGGUGCUUAAGGCUGCUGUCCCGGCAGUGAUGUGUCUGAAUGAGUGAGUCUGACAAACCCUCUGUCAGCUGUGUGUCGGUGCGGCACAGAGAGAGAGAGAGAGAAAGAGAGAAAGAGAGAGUAGUUCAUAUCAGGAGCCCACAAGAAGUCAGAGCUGAGAGGAUGAACUAGUGCACUUGGACACGAGCGAUGAAGACUGUAACUGCCUGCUGAUACCCACGACUCGUCUGAGAUGUCACUUCCACUUCCUGCCAUGGGACGCCUCUUCAGCUCAAAAGUAUUGGCAGCAUGUCAGCGUCACUUGAUGAAUAUGAAAGUGUCAGUCCUGCUUGGAAAACAGGGACAGAUGGCUGUUAAAGUGGUUUACCUCGUUACUGAAGAUCAGAGGAUACUAUUCAGACCUUCAUUUUUAUUCCAUUCACGGUAGAAACCAUGCUGCCCAUAUAUCAUUAAAGAAAAACUGUGAGGAGUCAUCGAGAACACCUCAAACACAGGGGGGAUUUUUCUUUUCCCCAAUCGUGGAUUCGUGGUCUGACUCAGCUCCACCAUUGUUGAGUGAGCCUAAUUGGAAAAAUGCUGCAAACAACAGCAGAUAAUAUUCACUUGCUAUCAAAACAAAAAUAAGAGGCUUCCUCCAAAAUCUGCCACAGAGUAUAUCACAGUGGGCUUACUUGGACAGCACUUUUCAGCAUUUAGCAAGUUACAGUGGCAAGGAAAUGCUUUCUUUUUUCACAAGCAGAAACCUUGAGCGGACCAGAGUCGUGUUGAACUGCCAUCUGCUGUGACUGAAUUGGGCUUGGAAAGGGGGGAUAUAGAGUUACAGAAAGAGAUGGAUAGAGACAGACAGCAGCAACAACAACAAUGACAACAGCUCAGUCAGAGUUAUAGUUACAGUGACAGCAGUGAUGGUAAAUGUGUGUGUACUGUUUAGAGGGAGUCAAUACUUACAUUUGCAUUUAUGAUGAGGAUCAUCAUAUCAGAGGUGGCUGUAAUAGUUUUAGCUUUUGCAGUCAGAGUCAGGCAGGUCUACAGUAAGUAUUUGCAUUAUAAGAGUGGGAAUAAAGGUCAAAUAAAAAUAUAUCACUGUACAGUUUGGACACUGUCUUAAAUGUUUUUAAAAAGUCGGGAUAUGAACAACAAAAGACAGAAAAAACUGUGCAAUGCAAACAGACAUGGAAACAAACAAGUAAAUUGAUAAAUCAAUUAAUGACCCAGAGGAACAAUUCCCUGCUAAUUGAGUCAAUUUGCAGAAGGUCAGUAAUAUGAUAUAAAGGUCAUCCCAGAAAGGCGGAGUCUCCUAAAAAUAAAGACGAAGAGAGGUUUGUCAAUUAGUAACACAGACGUAAUUUGUGGGGGGGACACGGGGGACACUUUCAAAAGCCUGUUUUUGUCCCCUGCAGAUUUAACCGUCUGAAAACAAUGUUACUUUACACUAUAGCAAACUGAUACACGUCAGGCACUAGGAACAAACGGCCACCCAAGCCGAAAACUGGUUUCCCUCGGUUUGGACCACCCACAAGGUCCUUGAUUAGCUCUGCUUCGGGGCCGCUUUUUGUGUGUGAUUGGCUAUCCCUGCUGUCAGUCAUUCCCUGCCCGCCAGACUAGUGCUUUGCAAGUUGCUCGUAAGAGUCAGUCCGUGAUCAUCGCUAUUCGCUGAUUUACUAAUCGCCGAUGUAAGUUUACAGGAGGGCGGCGUUCAUUUUCCCUCCGUAGCGUCACAUUUAUCGGAGGUUUCAUUUACAUCCCUGCAUCGGGUUUGUACUUCCGUCCACCUGCUGGCCGUGUUGCCUCCUCUAUUACUGUGUGUGUGAGAUGUGCUGUUUGCUAGGCUAUACAUGAAGGCGGGAACUGAACAUUGAUGUUUGAAUCCACGUGUCUAAUCAGUACUCGAGUCACACGUGUCCCCCCCAUCUUUGAAAUCAAAAUUUCGUCCAUGCUUAGUGAGAGGCUGCAUGAGCAAAUACUUCAAUAAUUUCAUCAUCUACAGCAGAUCAAAUCAUUUAAAAUUCAGGUACUUGAUUGAAAAUAGCGUUACCUGAGGCAAAACUGCAUCAAAUAUUCACAUGACUGUUGUGGGAGUCACCAAAUGGGUGAAAAAAACCCUAAAAAAUCUGUAUGGAUUUUUUUUUUUUGCUGCAUCCACAAAUGCGGGUUUAGCUGUACCAUGAAAAGAGCAAAAUCACACAUGAACAUGGCCAAGACAUAGUGACAGCUGCUUUGGGCUAGAGCUUAUUUAAGAUGGUUCAAGCGGAAAACUGCCCUGGGGCUUGUUGAAAAGCUGUCCAAUGGUCUGAUGAGUCAAAAUUUGACAUUUAUUUGGAGGAUAUGGAUGUAGCAUCCUCUGGUUUAUAGAUACAGGGACCACCUGGCUUGUUUCGAGUGCAAAGUUGAAAAAACAGGUGAUGGUAUGGAUCAUAUGUGCCCAAGACAUGGGUGGCUUACACAUCUGGAAAGGCAGCAUUAGUGCAGAGUAAUAUGUUCAGGGUCUGGAGCAACACAUUCUCCCAUCCAGAGUAUGCCAAGCCAUAUGCUGCACAUAUUACAACAGCAUGGAUUAAUCAUUUGCAAACGGACAAAUUCUGCCGUCGCUGACAUUUUUCAUUGCACCCAAGUUUUUUUUUAAUUGGGGGUCUAGUUGUAGUAGUUUGAGUCGAGUAGAUCCAACGCAGCAGUCUGUCUGCAGCAAGAUACAGAGGCAGAUUUAAAGUUUGUGACAUACAAUCAAAAAGGGAGAGAUAGAGAGGGAAGCAUUGGAGCCUGUGCAGGAUUUGCUGCCAGUCUUGGACUAUGGCCACAUCACUCACAGCAGGUCUGUGUAGGCCUGUAUUCAGGGAGCUUAAUGUUCUGGAAAGGUAAUAGGGCACAAUUGGCACUUUAAGAAACGAUGGUACCUGACCAUUAAGGGCUGACCUUUAAGGUCUGGAGAUUGAUUCUGAACUCUAUUUUAGGUUUUAUGUGAAGUCAGUCUGGAGAAGCUAAUUUCUCAGUUUUGGUCACUUCUCAAUCUGGAGUGUUUGGGACCGGCAUAAGAAUCCAAAACCUAUUAUUGAGAGUGUCUGAUGAAAGAGAAUAAAGCUUGUCCAGCUCAGAGUUGAUGAAUGCAUAGACUCGUUUUUCUGCAUCUUUGUGAGACAGACAGGAUGUGUCUUAUUUUUGAACAACACGUCCUGACUCCUACAUGGAAAACAAAUAAAACCGAAACAACCACAAUUUGAAAAUUACUACAUUUUGAGCUUAACUCCUGCAAAUAUAGGAGUGUGUUCGACUGAAAAAGCAGCUUUUACCUCUUACCUGGUGAUGUCCACUUUGACUUAAACCACACUCUGCUGUUUCUCGUCUACGGCCUUUGUUUUUCUGUGAGGUCUUGAGUUGAUCUACAGCAACAUUAGGUACUCCAACUCAUUUAUCCCCUCAGCGAUCAGGCCGCUAAAUGCAGGGAAGUAGCAGAUUGGUGGCCUGUAUUGGAUUUUGGGGUGUUGAAAUUGGGGUCUAAGGAUUGUUUAGUUCUUAUUUUACUCCUUUUAUUGCAUUAUUUCUUAUUGCAUUUUAGUCAUUCCACUGUUGAACGUAUUGCACAUGUAUUUAUUUAUUGCUGAUUUGUGGUGCUGACAGGGCAAUGUUUGGGCCAUAUGCUGCUGUGAAUGCCUGGUAUUUGUCUGUUUCUUGAUCGUUUAAUAACAAGGCGAGAUAAUGUGAAGUGAAUUGUCCUUCAGGGAUUCAUAAAUUUGUCUGAAUCUGAAUCUGAAUGUUUCUUAUUUUCUAAUUUUUAUGCCUAUUUGAGUAAAAUCAGAAUUUUAAAGCGACUCUAUCUUAAAUAAACAUAGCAGAUUUGAUCCCACCAUCUUUGAAAGACUAGUCUCAUGAAACGUAACAGUUAAUUCUGACUCUGAAAUAAGUUUGAGUAAAUGUACUUUUACAUUUUUACCAACACUUGAAGACGGCGUCUUUAUGGCUUUAUGACAAAGCAGUUGUGAAUAAUUCAAAACAUCCCGAGAGUGUUUAGAAAAUGUUCUCAGCUCGUACAGGAGUAAGUAAUGUUGUUUAAAUGUUUCCCCUUAGCUGACAUUCCUUCAAUAGAAAAAGUAACUAACUUUUUCUUUAAAGUGUGAGUAAUACAGUACAUGCUAUACAUUGUGCUACAUGCGUCGAUUUAAUCCUGUGAUCCUGUUGACAUGUCGGUACCAGCUGUAGCGUGUGCUUAAGAAUGCAUUAACCUUGUUAGAGUCAGUGCUGUGUAAAACCAUUUUUUCUGCCGCUGGAACAGAAAGAUUCAGAACGAGCCAGAAUGUACUUAAAUAUAAAAUAACCGAGGCAAUCUGCCCGGCUACAACAAGGUCUGCGGAAACACUUGAAAAUCUUACAUAAUUCAUGUAGCGACAUAAGAUUUAUUUCCAGCCAAGGUGUUGUGUACAGGCUGACAAACACCUCUGUUUCCUCCAUUAGUAAGAGAACCACUGCUCCUGCCCCUGACCUCUGCUGCAUCCGGUGGGUGAGCAUAACUGAUCUUGUCAGACCAGUGGGCUCAUUUCUUGCAGGUCAUGUUCAUGUUCACACAUUAAAAAUCAACAUUCGGGCUGUUUCAGGGCAGAGAGGGGAAAAAUGGAUGGCCCCAGGGGUGAGGAUGGUAUUUUCAUUCGAUGCUCCACUUUUCAGGAGCUUGAUGUUUUUGAGGGUUGCAUGUUUUUUUAUGCAUCUGCGCACACAGUGUCCACAGCCGCAGGCCUCCUGUUCCUUGUCUGUCCAUCCCAUUGAACAUGAAGUCUCAGGGGCGCCUGGAGGAGGUCUCUGGAAAUGUGGCAUAAAUGUCCGGAUGGUCUGAGGGAUGGACUGAUUUGAGUUUGGUGGUUACUGUGACCUCACUUGACAUGACUUUGAGAAGAAAGGUCAAGGUCUUUUUUUUUUAAUCAGAUCAUUGUAGCCAGGAAAAGUACAUUUCCUGUUCUGUCAAAACUUAAGGAUCAGCUAUGAGUAUAUUUCAGUAUAUUUUAUUUAUAUUUGUCCACAUUUGAAUUUCAGACGCUAAAAAAGUUUCCACGUGUUAAAGUUUGUUUCUUUUCAUCCUCAACAUCUAUAUUUUAAUUCUUUAUUUACUUUUAUUCCUGCAGCUAUGUGUUCUGGCAAAAAAAAAAGUCUUUACUUAAUGGUGUCGAAAACAGAAAAAAAUUUUUCGAGUCAAGUUCAAUCAAUUUUAUUUGUACUUCAAAAUAUAACAAAUUAAACACAAGCCUCAACAGGCUUUACUGUUGUACAGCCCAAGGCAGCUUCUAUUCUUAGACUAGAGGAGGAGCAGCUAUUUUCCCAUUAAAGAUAGAGAAUUGCAUGGAUGAAACGCCAUCAGAAAACCACAUUAAGGUUUACAACCGCAGUAAAAAUGUUGCAGGACGGGAUCAUCCGUAAACGACCUUGGAGGAGAUGGUCUACGGAGACUAACGUGAGCUGACUGAGCCUCAGGUUCUUAAAGUUCUCCAUAUUCGAGUGUAAAGAAAGAAUACCCUGUUGUGUUUAGUCAUCUUGCCUACAACUUGAUUUAAAAAGCACAAUAAGACACAAUAAAACUACACAAAUUCCCUUUUCACUAUGCAGAGCUUCAUUUAACUGAACUCUGUUUUUGUUUGCUGACUGACUCUGGGUCUGUACUGUGCAAGUCUAAAGAAAACAUGAAUUAGACGUUAGGAGGAGUUGGUUGAGGUGUAUUGUUAUGAAGCUUGGCUCUGCUGGAAAUGACCAGUUAACUUUCCUCGAGGAGCUGAGCCCUGCAGAUUUUCUACUGAGGGGCUGGCAGAAAAUAGUCAGGUCAAAGUUGAAAUGAACAUUUUGGCUGUUUCCAGAAAGUUCCUCAAAGUCACAGGAGUUUGUGCACCUGUGAAUACAGCUUGAUAGUGCAAAGUGAGUGAUCUUAUUAAAAAUCUUGCACGCUGGAAUUGCAGUUGUCAUAUUGUUCCUGUUUUCUGCACAUGCAUUUAAAGGUCCCCUAUUAUGAAAAAUCCACUUUUGGGUGGUUUUCUACCAUUAAUAUACAUCCCCUCGAUUUUGAUUUCAUUCUCUCCUCUCUUACUUUCUCCUACUUUCUGAAAACAUGAGCGCAAACGGGCGAAUAGAAAAGCUAUGCGGUUAUGACGACAUAACCACAUAAGCUAGAAGACGGAAACUGAGAUGGAUGAAGCAUUUCGUCCGUCCCAUUCUUUCAUUCCGUCCGUCUUUUUGCACAAAGCGGGGAACAUUACGGACAGACGGGUGCCAAACAGCGUUAGUCAUCAGAGAUAACUAUAUCAUUCCACUUUUCAAAAUAUUGGGCACUCACCAAAAGAACUCCAAGUAACGACAAGACAGCAGAGACGUAGCCGUCAGAUAAGCUAACCCACCUAGAAAUGUAACAUAACACACUUACAAAGUAAAAAGACAAAUAUAAAGACACAUAUUUAUAACCAACCAUUCAGAAACGGACGUAGGCGUCAGAUAAGCUAACCCACCAAGAAAUGUAACAUAACACACUGAGUAAAAACAUAAAUAUAAAGACACCUAAUAUUGGUAACCAACCAUUCAGAAACGUCCUGUUGCAGCCACAGAGUUUGACUUUCUUCGGCAGCCUCACCCUCUGGGUCAGACUCUGGGUCAAAUUGGUAGGGCUGAACCACAGCGCUUGUAACACCGACUGUAAACAUUAGCGUAUGGUAUCGGAGCAAAAGCCGCAGCCCCUUCCUGAGAGGGGCGUGGUUAUACACAGCUCAUUAUCAUUUUAAGGCACAGGCGCAGAAUCAGCCCGUUCUCAGUGGAGCUUAAAAAGAGGGGGGUUCAGGCUGGCUGAUAUCUAUAAAUAAACUGGUGUUUUAGACAACAAACUUUAAAUUUACUAUUGUGGGACCUUUGGGACCAAUUUAAACUUGAUGAAAAAUGCCAUAAUAGGGGACCUUUAAAUCUGGGCUGAUGCAUGUAAACUCUUAUUUGACAAGUUGACUGAGGUUGUAAUUUGAGUUUUUCAUACCUGCAACAGCUCCUCAGCUCUAGUUUUGAAUAUUUUCCUGCAUUAAUAAACUCUACUUGGAAUUGAUUUGUAAUGAAGCUGAAGCAGACUGGGAAUUGUACUUUAAUAUCCAACAAUGGCAAAGUAAUUAACACCAAUGAGACCCUCGUCUGAGUUUUCUCUCAGCCUAACUUAAUCUCUGUCUGGUUUCUGUUUGAGGGGCUUUUUUUUGUGAUUUCACGUGUGGAUUGUGCACGGCUUUUCUCCAAAGCCUUUUCUUUUUGAGAACUUGAAAGGCCGCUGGUGCAAUCCACAGUACAGACAGUGAAAAAGUCCUAAAAAGUUGUCAAGAAUCCCUUAUCGUCCUGUAUGUUUGCAACUGCAUACUCUAAAGGCGCAUACUAAAGAGUGGCAGCUGAAUCCAUCUACAAUACCCGUUCCAAUCCUCAGUCUGAGUAUCUGAAAAUACCGCUGAAGCGUUGUGGUUUUUAUCCCAGCAGUCAGAGAAGAAUAAGCAGCGGGCGCUCCCCUGCACAUCAUAGCUGUCUGCUUUAAAAGAACGGCAAACCCGGAGCCAAUUCCUUCGCAUCAAACAGGUUGGACGAUUGAAGAAGACACCGGGGAGAAGGUGCAAAGAUAAGACAUGCAGUGAGGAUCAGAAGGUAAAUGUGGCAAAAUAGGAAAUGCGCAUGUGUCGGGAGGAAAGACAAAGAUGGGGGUUGUCUUCACAGAUCACCAGUAAUUGUGUAAUUUGUCACAUCAAAUUGGUGCAAGACCUGUCUGUGAUUGGUCGUGUCCUUUGCCAUUCGGGGCCUCAGCUUCACAAGCCAGUAAUGUUGUGCAAAUGCAGGCUAGCCCUCCUCCUUCUCAGGGUGCUAUAAAUAGGGGGAGAGAAGCCUCAGGCUCUCAGUGUAAUGAGAUUAAACCAAACCAGCCUCAGCUCCCAGUGUUUUAUUGAGCUUUAUUUCAGUUUCCAUUCUGUGUUUUCAAUAUGUAUAGGGAAGAUAUUGAGUGUGGCUGCUCUGCGUGCUACACAGAGUCCAUGUAGGAACAUUAUGUGAUCAUGAUGUGAAAGACUUGUGUGAGUAUGUGUGCAGUGCUCUCGUUUUGCCCCCCGCAGGGCAUGACACAUCUCCUGAAGAUGUGUUUUAUCAUGACGGUAAAAUGUUUGUCACUGUAUUUCUGUGCUGUCACGAAGUCGUCUCUAAUUGUCCCACUUCCCUUGCCGACUUUUAUAGCAGUUUUCAUAAGUGAGAAGUCACCACAGUUGUGCAGAAGGCCUGUGCAACUUUAUCAUUGAAUCCAGAGCUGAGAGAAGCAGACUGACCAGUAGUGGGAAAGCUUUUGUGGUUGAGCUUCUGGGUCUGAGGUUGUGGGAACACUUUUUCAUGAGAUGGAAAGUGUCUGGGGAAAUACAGAGUGGGAGACAUGCAUUCUGUUUGGACAUACUGCUGAUUCUCACAGCCCAUAUUCCUAGACUCUGACGUUUUUAAACGGUCUGCUAGACCCUGGCUGCUUUUCCAGGCACGACGCUCAGGCAUCAUUUCCCAAUCACAGCUUCUUCCCUCAUCUUUUCGCCAGCAGUUUGGGCUUCCAAGGUUCACACGAUUCUCUCCAUGGUAAAAAUAUCUGUUAUCUAUCUCCAGCUUCCGUGUCCAUCAAAUGUUGCACAACACUUCCUCGCUGUCCGUCAUUUUGAUGGACAGGGUCAAAAUAAUGUCGUCACAUUGUUUUAUUGCCAAUCAUUUCAGGUAACAGUUUUCCGGUGAUAAUGAGAUUCAGUCUCCGGCUGCCACCGGAUGAGUCUCUUAACAAACCCUGAAAUCAGAUCUCAUUUUUAGAUAGACGGGGGCAUCUUUCGAGAAAUGUAAAAACCCACUGUGCUUGUUACAGACAUAACAACACUUAUAAUUUAGCAAGGCGUUAGAGACAUCAUGAGAGAUAUUUGUAUACGUCUUUCAAAGGCCUGAAACCGAUGUGAGGGUGUAGGUGUCACCUUAACAACUGGAAAAAAAAGCGAUUUUCAUGUAAGAUAUUCUUUAAAAUUGUAUUUAUGUCCAAAAUUACAACUUAAGCUUAUAGAGGUUGAGAAAAGCAAAGACUACCUUGUCCGCAGGGGGCGCCAAAUCUGUCCGAAACUAAAAGUAGCUUACGGAAGCUUGAAUGUAGUCGUGGAAGUUUUUCCGUUGCUGCUGGUGAAGAAUGAAAUAGAGACUUCUGCCGGCCGACAAGGUUUUAUUUUCUUUGCAAAGAAAAGGUCAAUCUGCAUCCGAGCGGUCAGAAUCAAGAAAGACCCAGAACAUGGGGAAACCUGAACAUUUAUGCUUGAGGACCGCCCCUCAGAGGGCAAGGAAGGGGCUUUGAUGUUGGCACCUUUUGUUUUCUGUGGGGACCGUCACUUCACCCCCCUUGGGUGGUAUGAUAUGUUGAUAGGAAAGUCUGUUGUGGGGGGCACCUCAAGCAGUUCUUAACAAAGACAAUAAAAUUACAAUUACAAUGUGUUACAAAAACUAAUCAACACAACUUUGUUUAUCAUGAAAUUAGAGUUUGUAAAAACUUAAAUGACAUUUUUCUUGACUGAAAAUAGUCUCCCUUCAUUUUUUCGUUUUUGAGAUUUUUCACAUUUUUUAAGGGGUAGACCGACACACUGGCGUGAUGAUCCUGGCACAGAGACAUAUGUGAAUGUGUCUGCAAUUAUUUUAGUGUUUAAGGCGUUGUUUGUCUAGCUGUAUUAGCAUGCACCCCAUAUACUGAGGGAUCUGCAGGUGGGUGCUGCAGGUUUGAUUCCAACAUGCAAUCCCUCCCCAGUUUUCUGCCCUAUUUAGCAAUCAAUUCUCUAGUAAAAUAGGAACAGAGAAUUUAUUUCAUUUAAUACGUUAAUGCAACUGAGAGCAACGUGUAAUAAUAUUUUCAAGCUUUCCUGAUGCAGCAUUAGCCAGUUAAGCAACCCCCUCAAGAAGUCUUCUAUUAGGUCUUCAACAAACAGCAUAUGUAGGCCUGUGCAUGGGCAGCAUAUGAGACUGUUGGUCAGGUCUAGCCAUGACAGAGAAAUUUCAAGCUGGCGGCGUGACGUCAGAGAGGGGAAAAUAAGUGCAGACAGGAAGGCCACGUUUGAAUGGGGGAACAUUUUUACUGCAUAAAAAUUCUGCUUGUGCUUCAAAAACGAGGGAGACUAUGAGGGACAAGAGGGCACUGAGUGACAUACGAGUAAGAAUGACACACACAAGAUUGACUCAUCAGACGAGCAUGUUGCAUUCACUGCCCCGCUGCAAGGCGACGGCCCUGAGGCAGCUUUAGGACAAAUGAAUCCACUCAGAUUAUGCAGCCUUUUCUGCACUAAUGAUAUCUAACUGCUAUCCAGGAUGAUCACACUGAUUUUCUCAUUGUUCUCUUAGUAAUGUGACUCUCCUGGUUCUCAGCAAUAUAAUUACAGUACAGUUUGGCUAAUUGUCCUCUACCGCCAUGGUGGUAAUUCGCCUUAACAUAAAACACUCAGCUUUUGAUUUGGUAAAAGAGAUGAUGUUGUUUCUUUUUAUAGGCUUUUAUUAAUAUAAAAUUAAGUAUUUAGCAGCAGGCGCCAUUGUAAACCUAAUUAAUUAAUCAGGUAUAAUCAAUAUUUUUGAGGUUAAAGGCAUGGUUGACGAUUGGAGAAGCAGUUGAAAAAACUGAGCUGUAGAGGCAGAUUUGAAAAAAGCGUCCCACCCUCCACACACAAACCUCUCCCUCUGUGCUUCAUGAUAACUCCCCCCUGAACCUGUAUCGCCCUCCCCACGACACACCCCCUCUAGUGGAGCAAGAAGCCGGCCAGCAAUAGAUCCUACGCUAGCUACAAAGGAUUCGCCAUGCCGGAUUGCUAGUGACUAGCGGUAGUAAACGCCAGCUCUGCUAUUGAGCAGUGUCUGCAGCUGCCUGGACAGCUACCGUGUUGACAUUGCAGAGACUAAUAGGAGUUAUUUAUGUAACAUGUGCCCCGAUAAAAGGCAAGAUAAAAGCUCCUGUUGCUUAGCUGCUACGCUACUUUUAGCCACUCAGAGCUCCGAAGAGGGCUGGGAGAGCGGGAGGGGACGAGUCGGAAACACGAGAGAAGGGUGUGUAGAAUACAGCGAGGUAUUUGGAUGGAGGCAAGGAGCAGGAGAUUUACCAAUAUGAGCUGUCCGGGACGCAGGAUUUUUUUUGGAGGAUGGUAGGGGAAGGUCCCGCCUCCUACGAAAAAAAAUAUUGCGUCCAGGAUGGAUAGCUCCCAUUGGUCGAUGAUUUUUCAAGCCCUACAGCUGCUAGGAUGAAGAUUUCUUUUCCUCUCUUUUUUCUCUUCACUUUGUUGAGAUCAUACUAAAGGACCAUGAUCGCCAUAUAAACGAGGUUCAUAAUAAUUACCAAUCUCUCCAAUCGUCAACCAUGCCUCUAAAAAGGAAUAUAUGUUAUGUGAAAGGGGAUGUUAGAGACCUGGUUCUGCUUAAAACACUUUCAGCAUGCCCAGAUGACUUAUUCGUGUUUUCUGUAAGAACCAGGCUGUUUAAGAUUACUCUCAUCACAUUUAUAAUUCAACUUUUUAAAAUAUAGGCCCAAAAAAAAAAAAGGGGCCUAAAAACCAACUCUGAAGCCUCCUUUUGACCGCAGCGCUCUUAAAACCAUCUGCUCUCUGUGUGCUCCCGCCACGAGUGUGAACAUGAUGGACAGUACACUAAAACCAAGAGGAGGCGAACAACUCUCCUGUGCGCUCCCUUUUAGUCACCGGCAUCAUGAAUGCAUAACAGGACAAUUCAGAGCAUCAAGCUAAAUGGACCGUUUCACUGUGUGUUCAAAUCAACCUUGUACGCUUUCCCACUCGGCUGCACCCUGCCCAGCGUUUGUUUUUGCAGCGCAUUAUAGCCGUAAUUAUCUAUCAUUCCAGGGUAAUAUGCAGCCAAGCAUCUUUGUGCCGGGCAAUAUGUAUGACGAAUCUGAUGCCAAGAUGGUUUAUUAGUCUGCAUUUCACCCCCUAGAUUGGAUUAAAUCUGACAGAAAGUGAAAUACAGAGAGGAUGUAAAGGAUUGUAGAUAGAUAGAUGGAUAGAUGGAUAGAUAGAUGCAUAGACUGGUAUUCGCCAUAGGGGGUGGAUAAGUGAAUAACCACAUAGGAGGUAAAGAUAGAGGGAAAGAUGUUGAGAUAGUGAGGAGGAACAGAGCCACAGUGACACAAAGGUAUCUCUGGAUGACUCACACUCCUCUCUCUCUCUCUUCAUCUCACUCUAGUCUGGAUUAAAAUAAAAGAGGCCCAGCAGCCCCAGCCUGCAGAGAGCGAGUUAGGCGCUCCAUCUCUGAGAUAGGGUGAUGCACUAAAAAUACACCUCCCUGUAUGGUCUUGUUGAGGAGGAGGAGGGAGGUUUAGAUACAUUUGUUGGUACAGUAUAGACAGUACUAUCGCUGGUGGUGUCUGUGGUCCAGCUCCACCCCCUCGGCCUUUCUUCUUUUGUGGGUUUCCUGUCUCUGCUUAACAGUGUGCGCUAAUUAGCUUCUGCAAGUGCGCUCUGCCACUUUCUAGUAAUGCAGGCCGGUCAGUGUGCUUCCAAUUCAGUUCAUUAAGCAGAAUUCAGCAAGAUACCGCUUUCAUCUUGUAACCCCAUUUCCUUCGUUCCAUCACUCCCCCCCUUCUGCUCGCAUCUCCUCUGACAAAACUCCAUUAGACAUCAAAAGCAAAUCAAUAUCAUUGUAUUGCUCUCACAGCUGCAGAGUGGUAACUCCCCCCGCAGCGGAGUCCCUCUCCCAACUCCUAAUUUAUCAGGACGCGAGUGGCAGGAAACUAAACAAAGCACCAAUUGAACAUGUCUCUCCAUCUGUCAUCUCUCAGGAUGGCUCUCUGUGUCAGCCGAUCCAUCUGUUUAGCCCAGCUUCAGCCUCCACCACAGCAGAGGGGAGGAGAAACACGGCGGAGCUCCCGCAAUGCAAACCUACAAGGUGCGUUCAGAGAGGAACAAUGCUCAUUAUACAAACAGAGUGGCUUGAUUCUGCCUCUGAUAUUUGGGAAACAGAGCAGCGGUUACAAAGAGAGUUUAUUGUGGAAAAAGUUACCACACUUUAGUCCUUACCUUUCACACUAAACGGCCCCUGGGGGUCACGGAGGGGGAUUUACAUACAAAGCAGCGAGGGAGCUCAAAGGAGGCUAAAGUCUGAAGCGAGGGAGAAGAAGCAGGAGGAAGAUUCGCUCGUGUUUAUCCAAUCAUGGCUGUCAUUAAUCACUUUGCACGUAGGCAGGAUUGAAAAGAGAAAGUGAAAAAGACACUGACAGGCUGAGGGACUGGCAGAUAAAAGAAGAGAGAGGAGGAGAAAAUGGAAAAGAAAAUCUGAUCUUGUUGCCCUUUGUUUCUGAUGUUGCGAAAGUGCAGAAGACAACAGUAAACACUGAGCAGAAAUAAAGCAAAGUUGAAGAGAGGUUUCUUUUUUGUUGCUUUGGCUUUGCUUCAAGGCAAGACUGUAAGGUUGGUAAGGUGAUUUCCUGCUCCAAGGUUUGUUGGAGGUGUUUUCAUCAAAGAUUUGUUGCUCUUUUCUUACCCAAGUUUAGGGCAUUUCAGCAGGAAGCAAUCUGAAACAUACAGACAAGACAAACAAUUUAAUGUCCAAUUAGUAAAAGAAAGAUGACAGACCAGGUCGGUCCUCUGAAGUCAGGUGGACUAAGUGUCUGUUUGAGUUUAUGGAGAGCAGAUUCGGGACAAAAAACCUCUAUAUAAGCAAGAAUGGCAUCAUUACAGGCUUAGAAGAGAUAGGGAAGAUGCAGCAAGAACUUGAAGGUCACAAAAAACACGAGUGUAAACACGUAUUUCACAAUGUAAAAAAAAAAAUCUAUACAAACUGUUAUCUAUUGGUUGAUGUGUUGCCAUCUUCAGACAUCACACCACAUUUUCUGGCCGUUUGACAAUUGUUUGAUGUUUCCCCUGCACGGAGAGCCAAUCUAUUAAAAAAGGCAUCAUACCUAUGGGGUGGCUGCAGUGCUGUGGUAGAGUUAUAUCUCACUUGCAAGGUUGGUAGAUUGAUCCCAGUUCCCUCUGUCACAUACCAGAUGUCCUGGUGUAAGUGACUGAAUCCCAAACUGCUCCUAGAGACAUAACCAGCAGAGUGGAUGGGAUUGGGUAAUACUGAUGCUCUCCUACUAAUGCAUCCUCUACCAUCAGUUUAUGAAUGUGCUGUGAAUGGGGAAAAGUAGUCAAAAAAGCAGUCUCAAGUUAAGUUUGCAUAGCUGUUAUUGUUGGUUAAAGGGCUAUUCUGGUGUAAAAUUAAUUUAGGGUCAAACACACCGGAACACCAAGUUAGACAUGCCCUCGAGAGAUGAAUGUUGCCGACCGCUUGCUUCUCUAGUUUUACCAACUUUAGUAACGACCGCAGGAUAGAACACAAACCUCAACCAAAAUGCCACUCUAUAGCCACAAAUAAUGCACAGUCCAUUAUGGUCUGCUGCGUGGUGUCGCAGCUCAAGGAAGAACAUUUAUGAACAUUUCUUCAAGAACAUCAGACCGAGACGCUAAGGCAGAAGAACUACCGUGUCUGCAGUGCAAAAUGACUAAUAUGGUGAUUAUUACUUAAAGGAAAUGAUGAAGAAAUGAUCAUAAAUGUUCUUCCUUGAGCUGCGUCACACCUCACACGCUAGGAUAUCCCUUUAACUUGUACAACUUUCUUCUACGGAAGCCCUAAGCGGACAUUUUUUCCGCAAUCACAAGAUAGUUUUUACGUACCAAGAAGCACCGGAGCAAUAGCCUAGUGGAUAUGACUAUGAAUAAUUUUGGGGUGACCUUAUCCUGUAAAGUUCAGAGUGUGCAUCUUCUUACCCCGUGCAUUUCGUCUUGUCGCAGAAGGCAAACAGCGCAGACACUGCCCCGUGUACAGUGAUCAGCCCAAUGUUUUUCUUGAGAUCACGAGAAAACCAUCUUGUGAUCUCGAGAAAACGGGGUAAAAAAGUAAAAAAUAAACCAUGUCUGCUUAGGGCUUCCAUAUUCUUCACCACAUCCCUCAGUCUUUCAGUUUAUCUCAGCUGGCCUCAGGGGACGGUUAUUUUACACUCAACUUAACUCCAAUCCUGAAAUGAUCCCUAUUUUUUAGAUAUAUUUUAGGGAAGAAACCCCACCUCGCAUUCUCAUAAUUAUUGUAAUUGCAGUGGCAGUUUAUUUCUGACUUGUUGAAUAUUUCAUGUCGCCCCCAAAAGCAGCAUUUACGAUCAAACAGACAACAUUUUUCCACACUGUUCAUCUAACAUAGUUGUAAACAGCCGGGAAUCCACUUCCCAACCUCAAAUUCUUAUUUCCAUACAAAGCGUAUUGUGCAGGGGUACAGAAAUCAGCAGAUUUAUACUUUCACACUCCGCUGCGCUCUUGCAUUUAUUAUGCCGAACACAUCCACGGAGCGCUGAACAGUAGGCCAUGUCAUAAAGUUACACCUAAACAGAGCUGAAGCCCCGUGAAGCAGACACGGUGAUGACAGAACGACUCGGUCUCUACCUGAGGAGUGGCUGCUGAGUGUUUUCAGGGGUAUAAAGAUGCGCUGACAGUGAUGAUGAGUGACAGAGGCCUCUGGUGGUUUUCGAAGAAUACAGAGUGUAAGACAAUCCACAGGGCGGCGGAUCAAGAAUUUCUCAGGUGGAAAAAAAAUGCUGUUAGUUGACUGUGAACAAUUGACUUCAGGUGGAAAUUAUUUUGAUCAGAGCAUUAAUGGAUUGAAAGGGCUCCUUUCACAGCGCGGAGGUCCUGUUGCUGCGGGAUGAUUAUCCUGUCUAGUGUAGCCUGUAAAAUAAAUCCCUUCCCCGUGGCAUUUGCCAGGUGUGUGAUUGUGGCCAAUCCCUCUGGGUUCUUCCUGAAAGGCAUGUGUUCUGCUCUCUCAGAAGCCCUCUGGGUUUGGCCGUCCAAAGAGGGGUUGAUGAUCCGGUGGGCAGAAUAAUCUGCUGUAAUCCCCGGCUCUGUGAUCUGACCACAUUGCAGCAGAGGGAUGGAGGGGCGGGAGAGCCUACGCGUGGAGCAUACAAGGGGGACACAUGGGGGUGGGGCAAAAGACUGGGGCAGGUCAAGGCCGUUAAAAUGUAAACACAUGGACUUAUGUCUGAUACAGAAUAGAGAGGACCAUAUAUUUAUGUUCAGUAGUUGAUUUGAUAUAAGAGUCUUGAUUUAAAGGUGUCAAAAUCAGAUUUGAAGAUUGUUGAAUUUAUCCCAUUUAGCCCAGUAUCAGAACUGACAUGAACUCUACUGCAGCUGCUGGGACUCCUAAAUUGAAAGAGUGUUGAUGAUGAUGGUGAUGGUGGGUGAGUUUUCAUCAGGGUUAACACUGUUUUCAUUAGAGAUGCAUGACAAGACUCAUACCAAGUGUCCGUCGCACAGCUGCGCUCACACUGGAGGAAGGAGACUUUGUGCACAAAAAUGCUGAUAAGUUAACACCAGCCAUGUUUACACGUGCCAAAUUUCUUGAUCUGAUUAAAAAUUCGAGGGAUCGCAAAAUCUGAAUCCACUGUUUACGCGGGUGCAAAAUCAAAUAAUCCGAUCAUGACGUGCUUUAUUCAGAUUAGAAGCAUUUGGACAUGAGCAGAGUUGUCUGGUUUCAGGAUUUUUCCCUCCACUCACCCGAACCAGGUUCUGAGAGCGGGGGUAUUACUCCUAGUGUUCAUGAUCAUAAAGCGGGCCCAGCUACACAUACUGAUCCUGUGUUACAUGAGGAGACUUUAUCCAGCGAGAGCGUUGUGUCUGAUACAAACCAAUCGCUCUUGGAUCCCGCCAUGUUUACGUCUUGUCAUGUUAAAGUAGGGCACAAAUUUGCGGUUAGGUUAGUUUUGUUCCAACAGAGAGUCAUGAUCGGAAAAAAGUGUUUACAUGGAUGUGUUUCAGAAUAACUAUUGGCAUAAACCACCCCUCUCAAAUGGAAUACAAUUUCUUUCCAAAUGAGCCGAAUUGGAUCUGAAUCCUCCAAUCAACAUGUUUACAUGAUGCAUUUUUAUUCAGAUUGGGCCUUUAUUAUUUAUUUAUUUGUGCCCAUGUAAUAGGACUGUACGAUAUAUCGUUGUCGUUGUGAUGUACGUGUAAGCGAUAGUCACAUUGCAGAGCCUGUGAUGUCAGAGGCUAAUGAACUCAUCUUAUUUCAAAGGUAGCUGACUGACAUACACUGCAUGUGACUCUGCGUGUGCUGAGCAGCGAUCCACCAAUCGCAUUCGUUCUUUACUCAGUUGCCAAUCAGACUAUCCUGCCAGAGAGGAGGAAACCACGCCCCUGCACAUGGCCUGCACAUGGAGUGGGUCACUGGCGCUGCCGGUGUUGUGCCGACAAAGUCUUGCCCACCAAGAAAUACUUUUGGAACAUUACUCAUCACUGUUUAGCUCCACAAAUAAAAAUUGUCUAGGUUUUAAAUCAAACAUUUCAGUGGACCACGCUACCAUAAGCGGUGCACGUUUUGCAAGGUGCAAUUCUCGGCUGACAUGCCUUUCUUGGCACAACACCGGUAACAACAACGAUUGCAAAAUGAGCAAAGACAAGAGAAAGCCACAUAUCUCUCAGACAGACAGAAGCCGUUCUAAUAACAUUCACAAAAAGAGGUACGAUCAGUGCAGGUUAACUGUCCACAAGAUUUCAGCAGUGCAGCAUGGCAUAAAGUGCUAUUCAGGUCAUCUGGUGAAAAUUCCUGUAUUUUUUUUAUAUCGUAAUAUAUAUUGCAGAGUUGAAAAAAAUCGCAAUGUUAGUUUUUUCCAAUACCGUGCAGCCUUACCAUGUAAACUCAGCAACUGUUUCUGAGUGAACAUAAUUCAUUCAAUUCAGUGAGUGUGACGCAAAUCCCAGACUCAUAACCAAAAUUGCUUUGAAUGUUAAAAACUUGAAUUGAAAUAAAUUGAAUCUAAGAAAUUAAGCUUCACUGGACAGGUUUUACAGUGUUGCUGAUUAACCAGCCACUGUGACACUCACAGUACUUUCACAGCUUUGCAUCUGUGUUAUCCUGCUCCAGUGUCCUACUUUGAAUUACAUCCUCCUCCAUGUAUGUCGGUGCAUUAUUCUCAUCCUGGCUCUGUGAAGCUCCAGUAGACAGAUGCUCUCUUGUCGCCCAUAAAGAGUGGCGCCAGCUCUUUCAAGCUUCUUGCGCAUCCUACUGUAAAUGUCCACAUUAAAUCGGAAGCAGGGCUGAGCGUGCCUCUGUCGUCUUCUCUAUCUUGUCAUUGCAUGAGAAGAGCGAAGGGCGAGCCAAGGCAAGCGGAGAUGGCAAGCCCGCUCUGGACAUGUCAUUUGAGAUGUGUCAGUUACUGGCAUGUUGCCCUAGAGGCAUGCCCCAUCCUGAGAGUGCCUCAUGAAAAAAACCUUGAUAGAUCCGCCGAUGAUUCAAGCGCAGCACUAGGGAACAGCUGUGAUUAUAUGGUCAGCCUAUAAAAGUAACACCCCCUCCCAAUUUGCAAGUCCCCACUCUUCUUCCCUUUAACUCCCCUUACUGCCACCCCCACACUGGUAGCAAUCAGCCAGGUGCUAAAUGCCCGGGUGAGGCACAGCUCAUGGUGGGUGGGGGGUGUAGUGGAAGCGAAGGGUGGGGGUUUAAAUUGCACGUGGAAAUAAGCAUCUGUGCUUGCUUGGCAGAGAAGGAAGCGGGGGCAGGAAAUAACUGUCAUUCUCCGCUGAGGCUAAGAGUACAGACAGCGUGUGUGUGAAGGGUUGUGUAGGGGUGUGUGUGUGUGUGUGCGUGAGUGUGCAACACGAGGAGAGAGAGAGAGAGAGGGUGAUGGACUCAGGCAGGUUAAUCAUUAACUUAGUGAACUGAGGAGAGCCAACAAAAAGGGGCGGGGAGAAUGAAAUGACUUGGUGUUUUUUAUUUAUUUAUUUUUUGAUUUAGCUUAAAUGAAUGAGGGCUGCUUCAUCCCCUCUGAGAGGUCUGAUUAACAGCAGCACGCAGUCUGAUUGGGGGGGGGGGGGGGGUUGAACAGAGAGCUGACACCAACCAGACAGGGAAAACGCUGAUAUUGCAGCAGCUCUGCUCAGCUAGAGGCGUCCCGGUGACAAUCAUUAGCGAACAAUCGAUUGAAAAGAGGGUCAAUGAAGAGAUGUAUGUAAAUCUCCUCCACACUGUCAUAUAGACUUAUAGGUUUAAUUAAACUAAUCGCUGCAUUGACUCCAGGCUCAGCAGCUCUUUGAAGCCUGCCGUGCUAAUACCAUAAUAUCGAGCUCCCCUUUUUGUUAAAGAAGUGUGUGCGGAGAAAGGAGGAAGUUAAGGGCUGCAGCAGAAAAACCCAAUUUUCCAGGGUUUUUCUCCAAACAGAGACUCUCUGUUUGGAGAAGGAGUGAGAGUGGCCAGGUGACUUAAUAUGAUUUGGUAUAAGAUUGUAGACUUUCAUACUAUAUGAACAUUACAAUACAAACAAUAUAAAACAAUACAGUUCAGCAUUGUACAAUUUGAUAUAAAACCAGAGGAAACAAUAUGACAUGAUAUAUGACAUGAUAUGAUAUGAUAUGAUAUGACAUGAUAUGAUAUGAUAUGAAAUGACAUGAUAUGAUAUGAUAUGAUAUGAUAUGAUAUGCAAUAUGAUAUAUGAUUUGAUGUGAAAUGAUAUGAUAUGAUAUGAUAUAUGACACGCUACAAUAUGAUAUGAUAUGAUGUGAUUCAAUAUGAUAUGAUAUAUGAUACGAUAUGCUACGAUAUGAUAUGGAAUGAUAUAUGAUACGAUACAAUAUGGUAUCAUACAGUUUGAUAUGAUACGGUAUGAUAUGGUACGAUAUGGUACAAUAAGAUACAAUAAGAUAUGAUACGAUACAAUACAAUAUGAUACGAUUUGAUAUAAUAUAUGAUAUGAUACGAUAUGAUCCAAUAUGAUAAAUACGAUAUGAUAUGAUAACCGAUACGAUACUAUACAAUAUUAAUAUGAUAUGAUGUGAUAUGAUAUAUGAUACAAUACGAUAUGAUACAAUAUGAUAUGAUAAGGUAUGAUAUAUGAUACGAUACGAUAUGAUACAAUAUAGGAUAAUUUAGGCGACAGUUAGAUAGAAUAAAAUAGGCUUUAAUAAGAUACAAUAUUUGAUAUUUGACAGGCAUGACACAGUAUGGGAUAGGUGGCCCAUGGUAACAAUUAUGCACCACAAUACAGUAACUGAUAUCUUGUAAGGAAGCUAUUUAAAAAUGCAUCAUAAUAUAUCAGUACUUAAGAAGACAUAUUUUCGUUUGACGAAAGUGCAAGAUAAUUACACGUUUGGUCUCUGCUGCACCGUUGUCCACGUUUUAGUCUGAAAACUGGAUGAACAGAUCUGCAGAAGUCCUCGAUUGUCUCCAGUUAAACUUGGUUUAAUUGUUGUUUGUGAUACGUUUGAAUGCAUUUUUAAUUAUCGUCUGUAGAAUGGACAGAAUUUGGGACUAUGCAGGCCAUUAAGUCUGCACUCCAUGCAGACUAAAGUGCAUCUUCCACAUUUCCUCUCAUGUCCGCCAAAAGAGGUGGGUUACCCUUCUUCCUCUUUCAUCCUUUCUUUGUGGUUUUGUAAGUGGCUCCCACAUCUCUUCACUUCUUUUAUCUACUUUCAGACAUCCUGCUGUUUUCUCUUUCUGUUGCUCCACUGUCAGCUGUUUCUCCAGCCCUUGAACUUCCAUCCACGUUAUACUCUCAUUACUGUCACCAGUAUCACCGGGAGAUAUCAAAUAGUAAAGGGGUGGUCAAAUUUGCGGGGAAAUCCAUGAAGAAUGCAGUAUUUUUAAUUAAAUUAUCGAUCAUUUGCACUGUUGUGAUGGUAUUUGUGUCAUACAAGCCAGAAUGAGGAUAUACUGCUGUAUCCAUAUUCCUACUAAGCAGAUGGACUUAGCUAUAUGAGAAAUAAGUCCGCUGCUGAAAUGCAAUUUAUCUUGGUGUUACAGUCCCUGCUCAUGUGACAGGCAUCAAAUUCGAAGUCAGUGAUCACAUCUCUGUCAUACCAAAUGAAAUGUGUUAGAUCCUCUAGUGCGGUCCAGCAUGUUAAGAGAAUUUGACAUCCUAAAGCUACUUUCAUCCAGGGCGCCAUUAUUUACAAAGGUGCUUUUAUUUUGAAGGAGACUUAUUAGCUGCAUCAAAAACUUCACAAUACGGAUAUUUCUACAGUUUUCUUUUGUUUCUCAGAGUUAAAAAUGUGUGGUGAAGCAAGAAAAACUGCUGUAUAAGCAGAGCGCUCUACAUUCUGCUCUGCUCAACAAGCUGUCCAAGUUCCUCAGUUAUAUUAAGCUCUCUGGUUUGAAGAAAUGCAGCGUUGUUAAAGCAUGUUGAACUGUAACUGUGUCAUAUAAGUUUAGGCACAUGUGAAUGACGUAGAUUAGUACUUCUGUGCUUUCUGCUUUAGCUUCAGCAGUGCUGUUUUUCUAGAUGUAAGUGUCUGGGUUGACACAUUUCAAACAGAUGUUGGAAAUAAUCUGUUUGCAUUUUCUCGUUUUGCUCUUGAGGGUAAAUUUCAGGUAGAUCUGAAUGUGCAGAUGUGCUGUGUCACUCUGUCCUGCAAAAAUGGAACCAGUUACUGCAAAAGAAACAGAAAAUACCAUAAUUAUAGUGUCUUUUAAAAACUUUUCUUCACGUAUUGAUCUGUUUGGGUUUCUUUUUAAUUAUAUAUCAUGCUCUAUCUAAUGGAUUAAUUUAGUUUAGCACAUUUUAUUCAUCAUCUAAGUUAGACAGACACACCACAUGUCAUCCCAGUCUAUCCAACUGACUUUAACUGAAUUUCAUUUUGCUGUAUACUCAAUUAAUAAUCGAUUGUGCUUUUUUUUACACCAUGCAUUUCAAAACUAGAUAACAGAAGCAUGUCAGGUUAGUAAAAAGGAGGAAACGUCACUGCUUUUAUUGGCUCGAGGGACAUCAGGGAGAAGAUGCUGGCGUGUCUGAGGGAGGGCACUCACAAAAUGGAAGACUGCGGCGCAUUAAAGCGAGAGAGCAGCUGAAGCCAGACACUGAUGACAUCCAAAUUGCAGCCCUGAUAGAAACAUUAAAGAGAGGAAAGAACCGUCUCGCUGACACCUAGGUGGGAAUUAAGAGAUAACCUCACUUGAUCCACUGUGACAAGACGUCUAAUUGAUGCCUGUGGGGCAGUGACAAGGGACGCUUUUAAAAUCACUAAUGAAGGACAAGAAAAGUAAAAGGGACAUAAAUGGAGAUUUUGACAGUGGAGAAGUGUGACUGAGUGUUUCUGAGAGGGGGAGGAUGCUCACUCCAUCCAUAAAUACACUGUCUCAUCAUAAAUCCAAACUCCAGAGACAGAACUCGAGUGAGACGCAGUUUAAAAGUUGUUGAAGGACAAGACUCAAAAGUCAUCAUUUGCUUUUAAUCUAAAAUCAAACAUAGAAGCACAAAAGAAAUCAGAGAUAUUCACAAGCAAGUCUAAUGGCCCCCAAUCAGCAAGGAAGCAGCCCACUGCUAAUCCAAGGGCAGCAUCACCUCUGUAGGCAUAUGUGACUUAAUUUCGCUUGAUGAAGUCCGAGCUCGUGCAGGCGCCCAUUUCCUGAAUGAUCUGCAUGAGCUCGUUCAGUUCACUGAGUUGAAUCUUAAACACGAGCAAGAAUUCCCAGACUCCUAGACUGUAAUACCGUCAUGUUGAUGGAAGAUUAGCACAGAUAUUGAACAGCCUCCUCUCACAAUCUCCCCACAUGGAUCCCCCAAACAGAGAAUCCUCAUCUUACAAAGAAUCAAUCCAUGUUGCACAUACUGAAACCUGAAGACUGACGGGUGGAUUCAUGAUUGGUUUUUGUUACCCUCUCUAAAAUUGUUCAAAGCAUAUGUGUACCCGGUUAGAAUGAAGCUACCUGACAUGAUAGGAAACAAUGUAUGAACGUACAGUAAGGGGUCUCAGGUCUCAGAGUGUGACAUUUAGAAAUGACAGUCCACCCAGAUCAGGUCAGAAGAUCAACCCCCUCCAACACUGCUACCUUGAAUCAUGUCGGUCUUUUAAUAUUCUGCCUCUGCAAAAAGGGCAGUGGCACCAAUCUUGGAAGAAGAUGGUGAACCCAUCUAGUUCAUCCAAAUAUAGGAGCUCUGUAAUUACCAAAACAAAAAUUUUACUGUUGAUAUUAAAAAGUAAAAGGUGAAGGUUAGACACACGCAGGAAAGUAAGAGAGAUGCUCAAGUUACUUGAACUGUAGAUAAGGUUACAAGCAGCCAGUUGAUAUUUAAGUAAGAAAACAAAACAAUAUUUAAGAUGUAUGGUUGAAAUUCUAACAGCGGAUGUAUUGCAGGUAUUCUUGAGUUUCCAAGACACCUGAAAUGAUCUCACUGCAGCAGAGAUGAUGAGUGUGCCUCCCUAUUAAGAGAGCUGACAUUAACACACAGCUCCAUUACUUCAUUGAUAAUUUAAAUCUCUGCAAGCACAGACAGGAUCAGUCGGAAUUUAAUUGUCAUAAAUAAGAUGUGUUUUUCUGAACAUCCAGAGGGUCCCACACAGAGAGCUGAGCUUUAUUAUUCUGGAGAGAAACAGCAGACCUCUUAAUGGCUGAUAAUAUUGUAAAGUGAGGGUUCAGAGUUGGUUGGAUCACUCUGUUUGUAAGACAAAGCAGGAUGGAGAUGGAUAACCUUUUCAGAUGCACUUUACUUGAUCAGAAGUCACUGAACGGCUAAGAUGCAAGUAACGCAAUGAAAACCACAGAGGCGCAUUCAACAUCUUUGGCCACAACAAUAAGAUGCUGUAAAAAAUAGUUUUUGACCUUGAAAGUAUACAGAAAUAAUGAUUUUCUAACGUAAAGAGGUAUCAGAGAGGAAAUAAAGAGUGUGGAAAAAAUGCAUGAUACCCCCUUUUAAGCUCACAGUGCAUUAGGAAAGCUUUUCAUGCAAACAAAGACACUCCUCUCUGUCUGAAACUAUACACAAACCUUUGCCAUUUUGAGGAAAAUCAAUGUACUGUGUUGCAGCAUUCAUCUAAUGCAUGCUCGUAUAGCUGCAUAAGCUGACAGCAAUCACUUGUUACAGGGGAGUUCAGAGUUGCUCCUUUUAAGGUCACAACUAUCCCCGGGAUAGAGUUUCCUGUUGCGAUCCAUUAGCACAAGUAGAUAUUACCUCAUAGAGCUGCAGCAGAAGUUCAAGUGUAAGGGAGCGUUUCUCAUUUAGUUGGUUUACAGGACCUCAGUCCUCAAGGGGAGGAAGGACAUGCGGAUAAUUGCAGAUAUCAUCUUUGAAAUAUGACCUGAAGAUCCUGAGGUCAAAAAAAGGUCCUGGCACUUAGUGUAUAGAUCAAAGUGUAAGUAAAUCUCUCAGACUGUUAGAUUUACUCACAUAGCACCAAGUGUUAUCCCAUGAUGCAUUUAGACCAGAGAUCCAGGGUAAAGAUGGGAUAAGAUUGAGACCCACUCCCAUCCCAGCAGCAUUUAGAAAGUUACACUGGAGAGAAAAACCUCCUUUUAACAGGCAGAUUCAGAAAAUGGACAGAAGGUGGGAUUGAUGCUUGUAGUUGAAGGAGCUGGAAAGGAAGCAGGUCCACGGCAGCAAAACAUCUGCGGCAGCGAUCCAGAGGAACCUACAGCAUGAUGGAGCUCAGGGACUCCAAGGAAAGACUAGAGCUUCAGCAGGCUUUGGGUCUGUGCAGGAAAGCGAUCCAUGCUGGUGGCGCAAAAUGGAUUUAACUAGGGUGACCAUACGUUUUCUUUUACCCGGAUGUGUCCUCUUUUUGGGGACUGUCUGGGUUUGUCCGGGGAAGUUUAUAAAAUCCUUCAAAUGUCUGCAGUUUUGUACGCAACUUCCGUUUUUGUGUCGUGUGGACUUACUGAGUUAGAAGCGUGUAAAAGACACUCGAUCCGACCCAAAAAACUCUUAAAAUUAACUUUGUGCGACUUGUGCAUAGUCGUGUCCUCUUUUUGGGAAGUCAGAAUAUGGUCACCCUACUUUAACGUGAUCCUGAAUCUGACAACAACUUUGCAGUUUGCUGUCACCCCGGUUGCAGAUUCCCAUAUUUGAAGUUGCUAAUCAAGUGUGCACAAAAAAAAAGUCUCAACCCAGAAAUCUUUGACGGAGGAGGCUUAUUGUCAUGAAACAACAGCUGAGGGGCUUCAGAAUUGGUUUCCCACCAAUUACACAGGGUGCACAAACAAUUCGAUCACUUCUAAACAUGUCAGUGCUGUUGAUCUGUUUACACUGAGAAUUUGGAUGGCAUUUGAGCGGAUCCCUCCUUUAAGGCACGUAUCUGUUUUCAAUUCUCAUAACACGAGCCGUGUGUCACAUGAGCCGUGAUCACGGAGUAAUUUAGUUGUAAGUAAAUGCAGACUAAGUGAAGCUUAAAGCAAGUGGAUGAUAAUUGUCUGGUACAUUUGCGGCUUAAAGGCAGAGUGGCUCCAGUUCGAUCCCCCCCUCUCCACUUGAAGGAAUGCAGCAGGUUUUUUUUUUUCUUCUUCUUCUCACAUACUGUAGAGGCAAUUUCGAACAGUAAGGACUCUGCCAAUCACCUGCUCACCAUGAAAUCUGUCGCAGCUUUAACAACUCCUGGCAGAUUUAUCAGAGAGGACAUGUAUGCGUGUAAGAGAUGGUGUUAUGUUCGAUAUCUCUUGGAGCGAUUCUGAGCUUUUUGGAAAGGGGAAUAUUUCUGUAAUGUUUCUACCAGCCAAUGUGAGAACACUCCAGGCAAGAGUGAAUAUUGCACCGUGUCCCAGAAGCACAAGAGCACCAGCUAUCACAUUUGAUUGUUUCACAUUGUGCAUCACAUAACAAUGAAUGCUCACUGUCCUCGCUGACUUUGUCAAAUACACUAUCCUCUUAUGUCAUGUCAUGUAAACAAACCACAUUACAAUCAAAAAGUGCGUAGGCGAGCAGUCAGAGACGUCUGAGACGUCUGAGACGGAAGAGUGUGUUCUAUAUUUGUACAUGCACACCUCAUAAACCAAAAAAUAGGACAGCCUCCACUGUUAACACGAGUCAAAAUACAGAAUUUCAAUCAUGGAUGUAGAUGUUAUGAAGGCACUGUUGUCUCCACUUUGUUUAACAGGCUAACAAACUCUCACCACUCACUUACUGGACAAUCUUACACCUCAGUAAUCGUUCUUCAGCCAGCUGUCACUAAAAUUAGGACUUUAUAGUUGACUGUGGAGGUUUCAGACAUGCAACUCUUUUCUAAACUUCUCAAACUGACAGCUCCCUGUUCAUGCCUACAUAAAUGACAGGCUUAGAAAUAGAAACCAGGUGUCACGGUCACACGAGGUAAGAGGCGGCAUCUCAUUCUCGCUCCUUGUUGACUAACUUAAGGCCUGUGUCCACUUAAAGACCCACUCCGAUGAAAAUCUGGUUUUUCUUGUCUAUAUGUUCAUACAGCAUUUUUUAAUAAUAGAGGGCAUAUCAAGAGAAAACGAAGUGCAAAACUGCAAUUCUGAAUGUUUCUGCUUUCAAAUCGCUGUGAAUCUCUGGCAGACCCAAACGGCAGAUUUAGACACAGUGAGAUUUUGUUCACAAUAACUCCAAGCUCCGCCCCCCAGCAGUCCGUACUGCAGGCUAGCCUCCAAAAAGUAGAAAGGAUGAUUGUGGAACAAGUGUGUGUGGUAGCAGAUUGCAAUGCUCGUAAAAAGGAUAAUUAUGAUAUUAGCUUUCAUUCUGUCCCCAAAGACAUUAGUGCCUGAGAGCUAAAUGGCUCCUAUGUUACCUGCCACUUCUGCUGCAUCGACAAUGUUAGGCUAAAAAGCUAGCAUAAAGUAGGGUGACCACACGUCCUCUUUUACCUGGACAUGUCCUCUUUUUGGGGGCGUGUCCACACUGUCCAGCUUUGUCCGGGGAAGUUUAUAAAAUCCUGCAAAUGUCCGUGGUUUUGUACGGAAGUUUCAAUUUGUGUUACAUGGAUUUACUGAGUUAGAAGCGCAUAAAAGACACUUGAUCCAACCCGAAAAACUCUCAAAAUUAACUUUGUCGUAGUUGUGUCCUCUUUUUGGGAAGUCAGAAUAUGGUCACCCUGGCAUAAAGAGGAGAGCCCAGAGCAACACUGUUUCCGCCCACAACUAAGAGGCGAAUUGCGAAGAAGCUACUGGAGCUCUGCAGAAGAAAAGCCCUUAAAAAUGACAGGCAAUGAGACUGUGACUAAAAACUUCAUAAUCACAAUUUAAAGAUCACUGAGAACACUUUAAAUACUAAAAAAAAAAAAAAAAUACAAUCAGAGUGGGACUUGAAGACUUUUUUGGGUGUGCUGGUAAUAGGGCUGGGACAAUAUGCUUUUCUCCUGAUUAGAUUCUUCUACGAUUUUUUGGAUGCCAAUUCGAUUUAAAUUGUGAUUCUACGAUAUUGUGGAUUUUCUCGAUCUGUAGUCUGCAGAAUUAACACCAGUGAAACACUUGAAUGAUUAUGAUUGUCUACUGACUAUUCCAGGAACCAUAUUUCCCAAAAAAUACACAUCACGUUUCAGUCAGUUUUUAAGAUUUAUUCUUAAAUUAAAAAAAUAAAAUUGAAAAAAAAAAAAUUGUAAUACUUGUGUGAAUCCAUUUUUUCUCCCACCCCUAGCUGGAAAUGCCCCAGACCUCUUUGCCAGGUGCUUACUGUGGCGAGUUUACAAAAGUUGCAUUAUUAUCAAAAGUUGUAGUGUUUCAGUGGUGAAUGUCAUUGGUUUUGUAGAAUGGGGUAAAAAUGGGACUGAUCACCUCGGGCUUAAAUGGAGGAAGGGCCCUUGAUUAUGACUCAAAUGAAAAUAGACAUUCUGGUUUGCAACACAAUUUUUUUUUCGCUGAUAUUUUUUCCAGCAUUUAUGCCUUUGUUUGUCACGGCAGCUGAAGAGGGACAGGAAAUGUGAACGAGAGGAAAAUGGGAAAUGACAUGCAGCAAAGGGUCACGGCUGGGAGUCAAACCAGAGACCGCUGUGAUGAAGACUACGGCCUCAGUACUCACCAACUAAACAGGAUUUUUAACCCUUUGAGUAGAAAUAUGGUGUAUGGUUUCUUACUGAAGCCCUCUCUUACCCCUUUAAGUAAAUGGUUCAGUCCACUUCAUUAUCUGACGAUAAUCACGAGAGCAAAGUGGGUGUUGAACGUUUCUCUAAAAGGAGAUUAUUUUUGCUCGAUACAGUGUCAUUAACUGUGAGCUUUGAUGACUAUAAAAGUACAAAACAGCUCUCAACAAUUUAUGAAUCAAAAUAAGUGAUUUUAAGAUAAGUGAGUGUUUCAUGCUGAUUUUAUCUGGUGUUUGUCUUUGACACCAGAUUGGGGAGUUAACUUCCUUUGAACUCUUCGAAGUUUUAUAUGCUUUAGUAUUCAUUUUUGGUUUACACCCAUCUAAUUUUUGUGAUAAUUUACAAAUUUGUAGUAUUAAGAAUUAAAAAUUGUAGUUGGGUAUUAAUACGUUCUGCUUUGUCAGUCAAUGGAUGCGUAUUUUGGUUAAACAGUAUUAAUGUUAAUCUGGAAGUUGCCUCCCUGGUUGGAGGCAAAAGGCUGCAAGGUACAGGCUACACACAACCGCACAUAGUGUCAGUGUCAGCUCAGCCCAAAAUGAAAAAGAUUAGAAAUGUACUUAUAACGUGUUUAGUGCUUUACUUGUAAGAGCUAAAGGUUUUUCUUUUAUUUAUGAGCAUUUUAAUGCUGGCUUAAAAUAAGUGUGAAAAGCUCAAUGCAAAGCCAAAAUGACACGUUUGGAAAGUGGCAUAAAUCUCUUACGCUUGCUUUUUCCAAAACACAGUUACUAAGAAAGAGACUCAUUCUGAACUGAGGGAGUUUUCACGAUUGUGUUAACGCUUCAUUUCAGCUAUAGCAAAAUACAACAGUUUAUAAUAUUUAACUCGAAUCGUCCUACCUAAAGCUCCUCAUGGUCAUAUGCAGUGAAGUUGAAAAGGUCAACAAGUUAUAAAGUAAUUCAUUUUCAAUCUCAGGUUUAUUAGUCACCACAGCAGAGUUUGAGUUGGUGGUACGUUUUUGUAGCUACAGCAACAUGAGUGAUCAAUAAAGCCACUAGUUCAAGGGUAGACCGUCGUUCAGCUGAGGAUGAAGGAGCUGUGAACAUAUCCAUGAACACAGAUUUGUCAGUGGCGUGCGUCGGUGAGCCGCAGUGAGCUAACAGAGUCAGGCAGUUCAGGUAGUGAGGCUACGUAAGAGACGGCGGCUUUAAUGUGCUCCACUCCAUCCUGACAGAGACGGUUUGUUAUCUUCCAUAAGAAGGAGUCACUCAGCUGGCACAAAUCCCCGUCCCUCUGAAACCUCUGAUCAUCAUGUCAUUGUCCGCAGCGAUACACUCCAGGGACUCUGCUCUCACAUAAUGAAACUAAGAGAGCUGCCCACAGCCCGGCUUGUAAUCACCCUGUGCACUGUGUUUCUCUGUGUGUCUGUGUGCACAUGCAUCUAGUUUGUCUUUUUAUAGUGUUUGAGUGAAAACAAAAGAGCUUUGGAGUUAAUGCUCAUCUCUGUGUGCACUUAAGUGCAACAUGGGGGUGUGUUUCUGCCAGUAUGUGUCCACAUGUGAGUGUCUGUGUGUGUGCGUAUCCAUCCACGUGUGCGCAUGAGUCACUUCGAGAGGUUUCAGCGGCUAUUAUUGAGCUGGGACUCUGCAUUUAAUAGGAGAUAGAAUAAUUGUCUCUUCAUCAGCUCUCCAGUGGUUUCAAUAGUAACCGUCAUGUGAAUUAGAAUUCUUGACAUUUUUCCAAAGACUGUCUCUGAGAGGCGCUGCAUGUGAAGUGACUUUCCAAGGAGAGCCGCACCAUCCGUCCAAUGUGCCGUAAACAAACAACAGUUACUCCCGAGCAGAAAAAGAAGGAGGGAGAAAAAGAGAGACUUAGAAGAAAGAGGAGAGCACUGAAUGUGGAAGACAGGAGGCGAGGAGGAAACAGCUUGACAAGGCAUCUUAUCUGUGCUGUGUUCCUCCCCGUGCUCGAGCUUUAAGCUGCUUGCUGAGAGGUGGAACAGUGAAUUCGUGCAGCAGGUUUGUGCUUGCUUCUUUUUUUUUUUUUUCUUCUUCUUCUUUUUGGUGAGCCGCUUUUGCAGUGAGAAAAACAGACACUGUUCACACGUCGUCUCAUUUGUGCUCUCAUUUGGUAUGUGCGGAGUGUAUAUUCAAAUUCAGACACAAAGUCGGUAUAUCUCUCCUCUUUGUGUCUCGAGACAGUAACAAAUAAACACAAAAAUGCUGGUUGUCACGGGGAUGUGCCGGCACUCAAAGUCUCUCUCUCUCUCUCUCUCACACACACACACACACUCACUCACUCUCACACACACACAUUUUCAGUUCUGUAUUCCAAACACUGACGAAAGGUUAGCUCAGCUACCAACAACAGAAAGUGUUUGGAGUAACUUUUCCACUGAAACAAGCAGAAGUAAAGGUUUGUUGCGGAAUAGAUGAUCAUUGAUGCUUUAUAGUAUCUUCUCCUCUAUAUUUCUAUCUUCUGACAAUAAUCCAAAACAAUUAGCAUUCAUUUUUUUUAUUCGCAUAUUAACCUGAGACAUUGAUCAGGGCUGAGUUCUCACUCGAUUAUCCUGAAACAACCCCAGAAAGCGUUUUUUGUUUUAUUUCUGUUGUGCCGUUUUGAAAGACUUUGGAAAAUAAUUAAAUUCAUUUGAAAUUGAAAGUUUUUCAAUAUCUAUUCACAGACGAUUAAACGUCUUUGUUUGUACCAGAUUUAACUGGGAAACAAGAUUUCCCACGAGAUCUGUCUCACACUCACACUCAUAAUUAACGGCAGUUUUCAAGUCCCAUCUCAUAUUUUGUGAGUCACCAAUUAAAAACUCUGCGAGCGGCAGGGAUCCAGUCCUGUAACACACCAUAGAGUAGGCCUGGCACUCUGCACUGGCAAUCUCCGCAUGAGCAGCUUCAACAGGUAUUAAUUAUAUGAUCAAUCAGGGUUCUCUCUUCCUCCGAUGAGACUCACACAGCCAGAGUAACAGUGCAUGCUUAGAAACUUUUCUCCUUCCUCUUUGGGAAAAUUGAAAAUCUUUAUUUAUUUAUUAAUUUAACCUUUAUAUAACCAGAUAAAAUCCCAUUGAUUUGAUUUACAAGGGCGACCUGGCCAAGAGGUCAGCAGCACACGUCAUAAUAAAUGAGGUAAAUAAAUAAAUCUGAUUUCUUAAUAUCAUCUUCAGGGGCUUGUCCACUUUUUUCACUGGGGUGGCUUAGCUCAGGGGCCUAUUUCUAUAGGGGUGGCCAGACAAAGGGCAUAUUAUUUACUUAUGCUGUUGAUGUCUGCUUAUUAUAUGUAAUUUUACUACUGACAACAAAGCACCAAAAGGAUCAUUUAAUAUAAUAUAAUAUUUAUAAUAUUUUGUACAACUGUACAAAAUGAACCAACCAGAGUGUCAGAAUUUAGGGUGGCACAUUGGAUGGUUGAUCAUGUUUCUUUCUUCUUUUUUAUUUUUUUGAAUUUUUGUUUUUACAUUUAUUUUAUCACAUUUUUUAAAUGUUUAUAUUUCAUAUUUCUAUUUUUAAAAGUAAACUCAAAACCUACCUCUUUAGUUUGGCUUCUAGUUGAAUUUAGUUUUAAUCUUUUAAUCUGCAUUAUGUGAUUUUACCCUAUUUUAGUCCUAGAGUAACUGUUUUGUGUUUUAUCACCUCUUUUUUUUAAGCUACUUUCUGUUAUUAUUUGAUUUUAAGACUGUUUUAUGUCAUUAACUUUUAAAGCUUUAUCACUUUUAAUAUAUUUUAUCAUGGUUGUAUCGCUUUACUCCUAGAUCCAGAGUUUUCUCUUUUAACUGAAGAGUCCUCACCUGGUCUAUUGGGUGUGCAUCUGUGUGUGUGAGCGUUUGAGUGCUGUAUGUGUUGAAUGGGGUGGGUUUGGUAUUUGUAUUUUUAUUUAUUUUAUUUCAUUGUUUUUAAUAUCCUGCUUGAAUGGACAACAGUUUGUGCUACAUUCCAUGUAUAAAAAAGUGCUUUAAACAUUAAGUUUGAUUGAUUGAGUGAUCAAUUGAAGAGGGCCAUGCCACCCUGACCAUCCUUCUAGUUACACCCCUGGAUGUCUCUGAGUCUUCUUGCAAACCCAUAAUGCACUGCAGUUAGAUUUAUAUUUAAAAAGUAAAAUACAUUAAAAUGAGCUUAAACAGCCCAUCAGUUUCCUCUUGUAAAUAAUUUGUAGAAAUGCCAGCUCCAAUCACGUCCUUCAUCACCUCUGAAGUAUCAAAACCUUGAAACAGAACCGUUUUUUUUUAACACUUUGAUGCCUUUAUUGUGGUGGUCAAAAUGAAAUUUUUAAUGUCACCCUCUUUUCAACCUGAUUUUUAAAGCUGAAAUCCACUGCUCACCAAACACAGACAAGUCUACACAUAUGUAUUUCAAUCUCUUCGACUUACCUCUUAGCAAUCACAAGUCUAAAAAGAUUAUUUUUUAAUCCACUGUAUGAUUUAAUUUCUCAAUAAAGUGCUUAUGAUAGUGAUGCAAAACCAAAGAUGUUAUCUCAGGGAGUUCAGCUAGGACUCAUGAACCCAUUGUGCAACCCAUACACAGAAAUUCUGAUGUAAUACUUUGAUAACUUGCACACUACUUCCCUCUUUCUGUCCCCAAAGGAAGUUUCAGCGUUUGCAGCCGUGUUGUUUGCACAAUAUUGGUAAUUCAGAGGUUAAUGAGGUAGUUAAAAUCUAUUAAUCAAUAUCCUGUCUUAUGAAAGUAAUAACUGCGCUGGAAGCAAACCUAAGAGCUCUGACACAAUUUCAUAAACACUGCAGUCAGAUACUUCUGCUUUUUGGGCUACGGCUUAUUAGAAAAGCAGCCAUGUGACCGUCUAUGUGUAAAAAGAAACCCCGCUUGAGGCUGUCUAACAUCGCUAUCUCGGAUGUCAUCACUGGAUUAGUUACGGUUGACCUAAUGCUCCUUGUUUGAAAGCUAUUUCAUGGUCUAAUUGUUGCUUAUGUAGGAUGUUAAGGUAGCGCUGAGUCUGCUCACAUCUAAAGGCCAAGAAAAGUGCUGUUUAGAGCAGGGUUGUUGAUGUCAAAAUACAAAAUGUUUUGGGCGCAAUCCUAGCACGCUCUUUAGUGGAACAUAUAAACAUUUACACAGGGGUAUGAGUCAACCCCCUUUUCCCCUCCUGCCCUCCUCUUCCUCCUCCUCCUCCUCUCUUUUUGACUUCUUUUCCUGGGUUGUUUUCUAUCUACCCUUGAAAUCCUCAUUACACAGACUCAGUGUGCCGCUCUCUAAGAGACUGUUGUGUGUUACUCUUUCUGAUCAGCCUUCCUGUUGCUGCAGAGGAACUGUGUGCAGUGAGAUAAGGAUAGUGAGAACACAUGUUUGCAGGAGGGAGGCGGGGGGGAGGAGGAGAGAAGAAGUAACAGAUACAACGUGAAGGUCAAAAGGCUGACUAAUUAGGAAAUUAACAGAGAUCAGCGCGGGUCUCGGGGUUUGUUUUUUCUGCAGCCAGACUGUUGAAUUUGCGAGACAGCGUUCACCUGGGGGGACUAGGUGAAGACUACAGGUCCAGUUUGGCCCAGCUGUGGUGGACUGAAAAAAAAGGCGGCGUGGUGAGAUAUACUGACCGAGGAAGAGACAAGGAAAGGAUAAGAUCUCAAACUGAGGCUGUGAGGAGGGGUGACUGGAGCCUUUGCAUACAAGGUCUGGGGAUCACAGAGUGCAGAAUAUGCAAAUUGUUGCACUUUGACUCUUCAGACUUCAGACACUUUGGAGAGCAGGACUAAAGGGAGGAUCAGGCCCCCUUAUUAAAUCUGAGGACGAUUGUGGCCACGUACGGCGGCAGGUGCUGUCUGCCUGAGACGUUAGUCGACGCUUUAAAAAGUCCACAAGAGGGACUGCGUAGGAGGAAGACAGCCAGUUUUAAGUGGAGGCUGGGGGAGUUAUCUUUAACUGCUCGGCUCCACCAGGGCCAGAGCCGGCAGCGAUGAGUCAGAGGAAGCUGACGCGACAGCUGAGGUUGUGGGAGAGUCCUGAGGGUCCACCGCCUGCGCCCUCUCUCACCUCACCUGUGUCGCCGGGCGAUCAGUCUCGGGGACACACGGGCUCGGCUUUGUUUCGGCGUCUGAAACUGAACCGCAGCAUUCAGGAGCGCAGACGCUCAUCACACUGUCUUUGCAGGUAGAGUUUGACCCAGUGCUCUCUGAAUCAUCUCUUUUCUAUUUAUAAAUAAGCUUCAGGGAUUUGUAAGUGUUCUGCGAUCAUUAGGUGAGGUGUAAACAUUACAAGCAUUUGUGCAAAUGCUCCUCUCGAGAAGAUUUCAUGGAUACAAAUCCUGUGCACACAAUCCUGUAACUUCAGGAUUCGAUUUUGAGGAGAAUUCAGAUGCUUAAAAUCACGUUUAAAAGUGUCAAAGGAUUCCUCUGUGUGGCAACUCGUGUAAAGUUAAUUUGAUCUACCUUCAGAAGAGAAACAGAGGGGCUCCUUCUUGGCCAACUUAGACAUAAAAUCUAAAAAUACCCCCCCUUCACAUUUUAUAUUAGAAGUCAAACUGAAAAACAACAUACACAACUGAGUGUGCAGCUGUAGUUUGAGAAGUUUGGGAGAAGUGGGGAGGUGCUGUGGAGAUGAAAGUUAUCCCAUAUUAAAAAUAGAUGCUGCAGCUACACUGCAACCUGCUUCCCUAUCUGUACAAGUCCCCUCUAUGUUUGACUGCAACCUGAAAGUGUCAUUUUAAGUCUCAUAUUAUUGCUUACGGAAGAGUAUGCUUGUAGCUGUUUUAGUCUAAAAAACGAACAACAGUUUAAACCUUACAUACAUAUAUCUGAGUGUGCUGACACUCAAAUGUCCAUCAUGGCGUGUUGAACUUUGUAAACUUAGUUCAUCUCAUCCUGAUUUAAAGUUUUAGCCUGGUUGUUCAAUCUUUUGUCAUCCGGGAGAAAAGUGGUGUCUUAUUUUGAGCGAGGAAUAAAUACUUCAUGACUGCAGGUGUUGGUGGAAAAAAGAGACGAGUGGAACCUGAGAAGAGUGUUGCUAUGUCUCCUUCGGCGACUCUGGAAACUAAGCGGAUGUGGCGGAUGAGUUUUAGCCGUGUGUUAAGGGUUUAAUGUUUAUCAGGGAUGUGAUGGUUUGAUGUCUGAUGCUGUUUUCCUCUCCAAACUAAAAGAGACAAGAGACACUGAUUCGAUAAGACUGUAAAGGUCAAGAAGAAUGUUGCUUUUUUUAACUGGAACCAUAUUUUUGGGUUGGUCGUGUUUGUUUUACACACUUCAUUGUUUUAAAUUUGAUGGAUAAUUCUGGAAUAACGCAGAUUUCAGCUGUGUUUGUCAGGAUUUUGUGUGAGGAGAGAACUGAAUCCAAACCUCCAUCACUCUGGUCCUUGGAUGAACAGCUUUGGCUCAGGGACAUGCAGUUUAAGAUUGUUGAUGCGACAAUCAAGGCUUGAUGUGAAGUAUGGCACGUCAGUAAAGUCUCAUUCUGAGGGGAUUCUGGCUCCGCAGAAACACGGCUGCAUCUGUCACAUCUUUCUUUCCUCAACUUCUGCUGCGAGUAACCAGAAACACUCGGAGAAGGAUGGAUUUCCAAGUUUGGACACAUGUUUCCUCUCUUUGUUGUCACUGUGAGACAGGAGAAGCACAAGCAAAAACAAACACAGAGGUUAUCGGAUUUAUAACGCGCUUUUCAACUCUUGUCUUUUCUGACCUUUCAGCUUCGAUUCCGAAAAUGGUCCCUCUCCAGGCCGCAGUCCCAUGGAUUCGCAGGCGAGUCCUGGGUUGGUGCUCCACCCUUCUUUCCCCCAGAGCCAGCGCAGGGAGUCCUUCCUCUACCGCUCCGAUUCCGACUACGACACGUCGCCCAAAACCAUGUCACGCAACUCCUCCAUCAACAGUGAGGGGUAAGCAUGAAGCCAUCGCCCUCGAUUCAUCACAUUUUUCAAACCCUCGGUGUCCCCUCACAAGCACACAACAGCAACUGCACAUCAUCCCCAUCGACACAGCACUGGUUCUUCUCGUAAUUAUACAAUCAUUAUGCUAAUGAAAUCAUGAUGAAUCUCUUAACAUUGACUGCUGCGCUUUGUCUCCUGGCUUAUUUAAACCUCCCGAAAUCUUCCAUAUUGAUUCCAAUCCUGUUCCUCUGUUCAGAUCCACACAGAGCUUUGUAAACAUGCCGCUCACAAACACAGCCUCUCGAAUCAACUCUAAUUCCAGGCGCCUCAGCUGCUCAUAAAACUCUCACUCAUCUUUUAUUUGUUGUCGUGUUUUUGUCCUGUAGGCACGCCGAAGACAUGAUCGUCACCCCUUUUGCUCAGGUAUGUUUCACCGCCUUCCUUUGUUUGACGUGUUUAAUCGCUGUAAAUGACUAGAAAAGGCGGCUAAUUAGCGCAGUGAACUUGUCCCCUCUCUCCACCUCUCCCCUUUUACCUCCUUCUGCCCCUCCUAUGCUGUCCAUCCAUCCCCCAGGUGUUGGCCAGCCUACGAACCGUAAGAAGCAACUUCACCAUCCUCGCCAAUGUCACAACACCCACUAACAAGUCAGUAUCAUGCUGUCAAACACCCCUUCCCCCCCACUUACACUCGUCACGACUGCCUCCUUAAUCUGCAGUGUGUUUUUUUUUUUCUCAUGUCUCCUUCUCCUUGCUCCCAGAGGAAAAAAAAAAACAAAAACUUUUGCCAUCAUGAUUAAACAGUUUGUGGCUCUCAAAGUAUGCUCAAGGAAAAUAUCUGAUCUGUAUUAUUUGGCUUCCCUCCAACUCGCUGGCUGAGGACGGAGAGCAGAGAACAACAUGCCUCCAAUGUGUGUGUCCCUGACUCUGUACCCAGACGAUGGAGACGGUCAAUAAGACUAAAAUUAUUCUCCUUUGUAAUGCAGCAGUAAGAAGGAGCUGGAGUUGGCAGGCUUUCAGACGCAGGUCAAUAUGAUAUAUAUGAAGCUCUGCGGCAAAAUGAUUACCUUCUAUAAUUAAACAGUUGAAAGCGCCUCUCUUAUUAUAUGUGAUGAACCACUGAGGUUACUGUGAAGUUAAGCAGAGCCCAUCCUUUGUCUCUCACUGCUUUAGAGUACUUGAAUAUUUUAAAUGAAACCUGGGAUUUUUUGAUUCACACAUUGCGGUGUUAUUUAUUAUUAAAGGACAUUAUAAAAAUAGACAGGCACACUUCUCUUUGUCCCUUUUUUGGGGGGCAUAUACAUGAAUAAGAAACAUAGAAAUACUCAUACCUCCUCUGUUAUCCCUGCCUUUUGUUGCCUUCUUUCUGAGUGCAUGUCGAAUCCCCAGCAGGGGGCAGCAGCGUGCUCUUCCUCCUCUGAUGUAAUGCUGUGUCUGUCCACAGGAGGUCACCGGUGACAAGCCAACCCACUGUUCCCCAAGCUACACUCUCUGGUAUGCUGUCUGCUAAUUAAAACUCUCAGUCCAAAGAGUCCCACAUUCCGCUCACAAGGCUUUGAGGACACACUAAGACCCCCCCCACGCUCCCUAAAUGCACCAUCAGCAAUGAAAAAGCAGAUCAGCAAAGAGCAUCAUGUGCCUCUUAUAGAGGUUCCUCUGAUUUACUACAUUUUAUGAAAGCGGAAAGAUCCUAAAUAACCUCAAAUAUGAUGCAUAAACGACAAAAAUAUCUCAUCUUAUUUUACUUUUGCUCGACAUUUAACUCUCAAAGUAGAAAUUUAGACCCUCAAACCCAUUAUGGAGGGGAAACUGUGUAUCAUGAAUUCAAACUGUAUAUUGUUAUGUUUAAACAUUGUGCUUUUACUGCACCAGAUAACACCUGAAAAAUCUAGAUAUAGGUGUUGGGUACUUUAUUUGCAAUUCAGCCAAACCUAUCACACAUUAUUACCCAUAAAAAACACAUGCCAGGCCCUUACAGACUGAUAACAUACCAUGUCAGGAUUAUAUAUGCAUAGUCCUGCUUUCUUACAUUCACAUUAAGUGUGUUCUUACAUGACAAAGACAUCUACUUUUCCUACGCUUCCCUAUAUUCACUGUGUGUCUGUGUCAUUCCCAGAGGAGACCUACCAGCAGAUGGCUCGGGAGACUCUGGAGGAACUGGACUGGUGUCUGGAUCAGCUGGAGACCAUCCAGACGCACCGUUCAGUCAGCGAGAUGGCCUCCAACAAGGUGCGCACACAUGUCCAAGCGAGCAUGUUCACUCUUACUGUCAGUGUGCUCCUAAUUCAUCACCCCAUGACAGCUGAUUAUACCAACAAAUGCUAUCAGGGCAAUUAAAGAUACAUUUUUAAGGUGUAAUAAAAAGGAGUAUAAUUAGAAUAGAUAUGGAAAUACCCUACAGGAGCAUUAGCAAAACUUACUCUUGACAAAACUUUUCCACAUCACUUUGAAUCUUUUAUUUUAUCCUUUCUACAUAAAAAUCUAACAGAUAUCUCUGCAGCUGUUACACUUAUAGACUGGCUUUAUUUGACAUGUUGUUAAUCAGCAGCAGCGUAUUCGAAGUGUGUUUUCUCUUCCAUUUUUUGGAUCCACCUGAAUAUGUUUAUUCAGGUCAGAUUUAAUCAGGCUGCGCUGCAUAUGUUGACAUCCAUCUUUUCGGGGUUUUCAUGGUGUUUUCUCCGAGCAAACACGUUAACCAUGACUUUACAUGUAUUUAUAUUCCCAACUGCUAAAGAUGUUGCCUGGUUGUGUUGUAUUUGUGUUUCUACAUCUGCACGCACUGGCAGCUUUCUCAAAGAUGCACAUGUUUGUAUUUAUGGAAGAGAGAAGAGAGAGGAAGGGUGACACUCUGUGGGAGGGAGGGAGGGAGGGAGGGGGGGACCUGAUGCUGCUGAUGUCUCUGCUGUAACCUUGGUUGCUAUCGAACAGCAGCAGGGUCUGCCCUUCCCUUUUCGCUAUUGGCUCGCGACUCUGACCACGAGCCAUGUGGUCUGGGUAACCACCAAUGAAAUGAAGGCGACGCUUCUUUAAUAGUGCUCUGUCUUAAAGAGACAGCGCCUUGUUUGUUUUAUUCUACAAUUUCACCCUAUGAUGCACUUUGCUGUUAAUAAAUAAUCAGGUUUGGAGGGUGGAUUAUCAGUCAGGUUUGUGAUUAAAUGAUGGUUUAGAGAGAUGACAGGUGAAUGUUUCAAGGACAUCAUUUAGAUCCGUGCACACACACCCUGUGGUAAAAGGAGUCCCUCUAAAUAUGCUGCUGGGUUUGAGUAGCUACAGGAAUCCUCUGCACUGUGCCAACAUGGAGGUACACAUGAAUAUUCCCACUCAGUCUCUCACUCUUACUCACACCCUCACUCACACACAUAUUUUUAACAGACGUACAUGCUGUCUUGUUGCACAUGCGCACUCAGGCAGUGAGCAGGAGCAAGCACAGACGCACACACACACACACACUCACUCACGCACACACACACAUACACAUGCAUGCGCCUGCAGCCACACUGCCUGAUUAGCUUGCGAGAGCUGUCUACAGCAUCCAGGGAAAUGGCGCAAGAAGCAGAGCAUUGGAGGAGGAACGGCAGCCUAGAGCGGCAGGAUUAGACCUCUGGCAUUUUUGGACAGCUGAGGCAUGGAUUGACUUGGAGCGAGGGGGACUGGGCUGCAGCCUGACUGAGCGUGGAGUGACUGUGGGGUUGCUGGGAUCAGUGUGAAACGGCACAGGCGGGCUGAUGCACCGGUAGGACUGGGUCGGGCCUGUGGAUCCGUACCGUGGGGGAGGGGCAGUCGACGCAGGGAGAGGGGAGCCUGUUUUUCCAGACCACAACUCUGGUUUGAUUCUCCAGCCUGAUCGUCUGCUACAGGCCUGCUCGCAUCCCUCUCUGAUUCUUUCUCUCACUCCCCCCCUCAUCCUCUCCAUCCUGGUUUUUCUCUUGCUACCAUCAUCUGUUUCUACCUCCCCCCUUUUCCCGAUGUUCCAGCUGCCAUCCAAGCUCUCCAUUCCUCUAUCAUCCAGGUCUACGGUUAUCUGUCGGUCCUGUCAUCACCGUCACUCCAUCCCUCUCACCUCCAUCACUUAAAUUUUUUAUCACUGUUUGUCAAGCAGCUCCGCUCUACCACCAUCAUUCUCCUCUUACAUAUCUCCCACAUUUCCACCCGUCUCCUCCAUCAGGUCCUUCCUGUGCCCUUCAGACGGUCCCUCACUCCCCCCUGUUUCCCUCCAUCUUCCCUCUUUCGGCUUUCAUCCACUCUACCCUGCAGUGACUGUGCAUUUGGGUCAGUCUGCUCAACAAAUGGGAUAAGAUGUAGUCUCCACAGCAGCCGGAUCCAGGGGGGCUCCUGGUCUGCCUGUCAGGGGGACCCUCAUCUUCGGACACCAUUGAGGCUGGAGCCUGACUCUGGACUGACUGGGUGGCCUGUUUUGGGGUGCUGCAUGUAGGCAAGGACAGUCUUCAUCAGCAGCCCCUACCCUCACCCCCCUCCCCCUGUUCCUCCGUCCCCUCUCGGGGGAGCCGUCGCUCUGGAGUGUCCCAGCUUAACCGGUUGUGGCCUCUCCCCACACACCCUGACGACGCCCUCAUGCCACUGGGGCACCCGCAGCGUGUCCACCCCGCUCCACUACCGCACCUCCUGCCUGUGUCAUCGGCCCAAAACCCCUGUCACCCUAAACAUGGGUGUGGUGGAGGCCAUUGACCCUGCGCCAUCCCCCUGCCCCUCGCCCGUACCAGGGGGCUACAGGCUGCCCCGCUCCUCCAGCUACAGCCCCCUGCAGGGGAGGGCAGGGGCAGAGCUGGACCUUGGUGCGGCCGCUGGAGGGGUCCUGGAUGGGGGUGGGACGGCGGCAGAGCGCAGGACACCCUUUGUUGACCUGUUCUGUGAGACCUGCUCCAGGCCCUGGCUCAUCGGUUGGUGGGACCAGGUAGGACUCAGGGAGCCUGCAGGGGGGCUGUAAGGCCUGACGGAGGCCAUCUUGGAUAAAUGCUGUUUAUUCCUCAGUUGUUGCCAGUUUUCUCCACAUGCAUGUAUACAUCAAAAAUCCAUUUAUGUGCCUACUUGUUUAUUUACACCAAAAAUAGAGCAGAAGACUGGAGCCAGUGUGUGAAAUAUGUGUGUGAACAUGACACAUGAUGCAUUUAUGAGCUACACAAACUUAUUCAGGUGAUAAAAACAGAUUUUGUUGCUCAGACACUGGCUUAUUUAAGAGUGUGUGUUAUGAGACUAUGCCUGUAUAUACUGUGAUGUAUACAUACAUCCUUGAAGAGUUCGAGUGAUAAAGGUACAGAACUUAUUAACUCUGCUCCACGUUGCCGCAGCACUGUAAACAAAAAACAAUAACCCUCUCGUUCUUCGCCUUACUUUGUCUACAUUUCUGUCCUGAGAGAGCGCACCAAAGAGAUUAACAUAAAAAUAUUGCUUUUGCAGUUUGUUGAGAAGUAACCUUAGCUUUCUUCACUGCAGGUAUGUUGCAGUGUCACAUUAUGUCCAUUUCCAUCCUCCACACCUGCGUCCCACAUCCCACCAGCUCUCUCCUGUGCUACCCUGAGGCUGGCCUCAAUACAGACUCAAGGAAGCCAAGCGUAUAGUUGUUGAAGGACAAUGCCUAUUGUCCCAGGACUGAGUGGAUGUUUAUGUUUGUGUCUCAGGUGUGACACAUCCACAAGAGUGUGUUAGUUUUCUUAGAUUUUACAGGUUUGUUUUUAAUUUGUUCGUGAAAUUGUGUUGUUUACAUUUGGGUGCAUGAGUUGCUUUUUACUUUAUGCUUACUAAAUAACCUAAAAAACAGGUUAAAGUUCAGAGGAGGACCACAUUUAGUGUCUGAGUGUGUGAUAUUUUGCGCUACAUUGGUAUUAUUUGUUAUCCUGAGCAUAGAGGGAGGAAAGGUGUCCCCGUCCCUCACAUGUUCAGAUGUCGGCACGUGUGUUUAUGGUCAUGUCUUUGCAGUGUUAGCAUGUUUGCUUCAUUAGUCAGUGUUCAGGGGAGAGUGUUGUUUGUCCUGGCACCAUGGAAGUCUUGGUUGGCAGCUAUGACUCAGCUUUACAUUAUUAGGAGAGAAAGAAAGAGAGAUAAUUAGAGAAGAAGAGGCUUGGACUGAGCCCACCGUCUUAAGUGUGCCACUGGGCUUGGUUUGCUUUUGUGACUCUUGAUGGCUGAUUCUACCUCACUGACUCUAACAUGUUCUGUCAGAGCUCUUACAGGAUCUGCUUAUUCAGAGAUGAUUAAAAAAAAGGGUCAAAUGCUUAUAAAAGAGAGAUAACUUAGAGGAGAGGAGGAGUAGGUGGUGGGAAUGCAUGACACGUAUAAAAUGGCAGAAAGGCAUGACAGAGAGUUUGCCAGGGGAGGCUUUGAGGGCUGUAGCAGGGAGUGUUGUUUACCUCGGGAGAGAGGGAGGAGCAGAUUUUAGAGACAGAGAGAUGAGGAGAGGAAGAAAGCGCAGGAAGGGAGGGUUGACCUUGGUAAAGGUCAGAGACACCUGCCUACUCCCUCAGAUUGUCACCCAAGCAGCCACCGCUCUCACAUCAAGCUGAAGGACUGACUAUGAGGAGGCAGUUGCCACGGCAACCGCUCAGGUUGCCAUGGAGAUUGUUAUGUGUGAAAGAUCAGUCAGUAGGACACAGACUGAGGGUUUCUCGUCUGAAUCGCAUUGUACCUUUUUACAUGACUUGUGCAGCAGAUGGCUUCAGAGCCUCCGAACACGUUCAUUUAGAAUAAAAUCACAAAAGCCGAGAGAACGUUCAAGAACAGCGUUUUCUGUCUGCGGGGAUAAUGUAUUCACUUAAUCACAUUUGUGCCCGUCCUGCAAGGAAGGACCUGCAGACUGGCUGUUUAUAACUACCAUAUGAAGAUUUCAUGUCACUGCAGCUUUAACAUAAAUGAUCAAAAUGAAGGAGGAAGACAUUUUUCUAUUGAGCAGUAUGUUCUCAAAAAGAGGAGGAAUGAAUCAUGAUCGACUUUCUCAUCAUUCAGUAAACGAAGCCAGAUUGAGGGGGAUCAUCUUUUGGAUCAUUUUUGACUCAUAUGUAUGUUGUGUUGCUCUGCAUAAAAAAAAAAAAGAAAAAAGUUGAAUCUUAAUGUUCAUUACUCUGCAGGUCUCUAUGGAGAUUUUCACGUUUCUGCUUUGUAUCACGAAUUCACUCACCUUCUGUUUGUGUCUCCUCUCAGUUUAAGAGGAUGUUGAACCGGGAGCUGUCCCAUUUGUCAGAGAUGAGUCGCUCAGGGAACCAGGUGUCAGAAUACAUCUCCACUACUUUUCUAGGUAGAGCAAACCUAAUUAAUACAUAUUGCAAAUCCUUUCUAGUCUGGUAUUUUGAACCAGACUAGCUUUCAUCUUGACUGACCUCUGACUCUUGACCCCUCCAGACAAGCAGAACGAGGUGGAGAUCCCGUCUCCGACUUUAAGAGAACGGGAGAAGCCAAUGUGUCACAUCAGUGGUGUGAAGAAGCUCACGCACAGUUCCAGCCUUUCCAACUCCACCAUGCCUCGCUUUGGCGUGAAGACUGAACACGAGGAUUCUUUAGCCAGGGUGAAUAUGUCUUACAUUAUCUGUAAAGUUUGUGAUUGAAUGCUGCCUGAUCUGAGCUUGGACGCCUCCCCUGAAGAUGUAAAUAUUACUUUCAAACAAUAAAUGUUGCAACUGACCACCCAUUGCCAAAUAUAAUACAAGAACUUUAUUGAUCCCCAAAGGUAAUAUGUUAUAAAUAUGUUGUUUCCUUUAGAGGAGAAACCACUUCUUCCUUUGGCGAGACCCCAAAUAUAUGAGGAUAUAAAGCAUCCAACAAUUUAUAUUUUGGAUUCUGCAACACUGCCCUAAUAUUUCUCAAUUUCGAAUAAGUUUGAGCUGGAUUGUCUUACUAAUGUCUAUCAUUGUUGACUGCUGUGCCUCCAGGAGCUGAACGACUUGAACAAGUGGGGCCUUAAUAUCUUCCGUGUGGCAGAGUUCUCGAAUAAUCGACCCCUCAGCUGCAUAAUGUUUGCCAUCUUCCAGGUGAGAGACACGACUUCAAUCCAAAGACUAAUCUCUGUGUGUAAAAGUUAUGGGGGGACUUUCCAAAACAAAAAGUCUGGACUGUGCGUAAGAAUCCACUAUGGAGAAAGCACUUUGUAACAUAUGGAAAAAACUCCCAGCUGAACCAGACUGAGACUAGACAGCCAUCUGCGGUAGAGGAAGGUGCAGAAAGAGAGAUAGAAACCACUGGCUUUAACCAGUAAUUGAAUGUAUUAUUGCAUAAUUUAUUUAUGUCUCUGACCAUGAAGUACUGUCUCUGCCGCAGGAAAGAGAUCUACUAAAGACCUUUAGGAUCCCUGUGGAUACUUUCGUCACCUACGUGAUGACCCUGGAGGACCACUACCAUGCCAAUGUGGCCUACCACAAUAGCCUCCACGCUGCAGAUGUCACUCAGUCCACUCAUGUUCUGCUAUCAACACCGGCUCUAGAUGUAAAUACCUUGACUGGUCCGCCAAUCUCCACAUAUACAGACUUUAACAGAAACAAGGCUCUUCAGUGACAUUCAUCUACACCCUGUCAUCUCUCCUUUUUGUCUGUCAUUUCUCUCUGUAAGGCUGUGUUUACUGAUCUUGAGAUACUUGCUGCGUUGUUUGCUGCUGCCAUUCAUGAUGUGGACCACCCUGGAGUGUCAAACCAGUUCCUCAUAAACACCAGUGAGUCUUGUAAAAAAAAUUAAGAGACACACAAGGAUAAAUAAACUGCCCGGUCCAGAGCUUGUAAACAUUGUGGCCACACAUAUAAAUUAGUAAAGGGGUCAGUGUUUUGUCCUGCUUGUUAAAGACGCAGACAUAUGUGUGGACAGCUAAAGUAACAGGGAGAAGGGGAUUUGAUUUGAAAGCAAAAUAUGACUGAAAAAUCGAAGUUUGGUGGGAGCAUCCCUGUGCUGAUGGUGUGAUUUAUGUGUUUCCUUUAGACUCAGAGCUUGCCCUGAUGUAUAACGACGAGUCGGUGUUGGAGAACCAUCACCUCGCUGUGGGCUUCAAGCUGCUCCAUGAGGAUAACUGUGACAUCUUCCAGAACCUUAGCAAGAGGCAGAGACAGAGCCUGAGAAAGCUUGUUAUAGACAUGGUGAGUCCAGCUCUCGCUCUGUAUCACUAGAGGUUAAUUUACUUUCUCAGUACUUUUGAUUCAUGCCAUUAAAUCACAAUCUGAUGCAUUGAUAUCAAAUUUCUGUCCAGGUAUUGGCGACAGAUAUGUCUAAACACAUGAGUUUGCUGGCAGACCUCAAGACAAUGGUGGAAACCAAGAAAGUGACGAGUUCUGGAGUACUGCUGCUUGACCAUUACACUGAUCGGAUACAGGUAAGAAGAGACAGGAUGCACUGAGUUCGUUCACGGAGCUACAAAAACAGACUGCAGGUUGGUCUCAAAGGCCAAGCUUGAUGUAAACAUUGAGUUGAUAUAGAGCUGGCAGGGCAGGGUUGAAGGCUGAUUUAUACCACUGCAUCAAACUGAUGUCCUUCUGCAGCAUGUUGCUCUCAAGCCAAAGAGAUAUGGCCUUGUUAUAACUUACAUUAAAGACCUCCCCUUGGGGAAAAAAAAAAAAAAAACGUCAGGUCAUGGUGGUUAAACUGUGAUAAAGGACACACUCUGAUUGGUGUGUCUUGGCUGUUUUGCUGUGUUGUGUGCUGGGACUCUUGAUUGAUAUUUCAAGGUUGAUCCUGUAUUUUUUUAACCCUGGACCACAUAAGGUCAUAAACCCUCCUCCUCCGCCAUGUUAACAGAUGGAACAUGAGUCAAUAAAUUUGAAAUGCACAUCCAUUUUCUUUUCCAAACAUGCACUCUAUCAUUAAAGUGAGUUCUCAUCCUACUGAUUUAUGAUCACGUGUUCCUCGUCAAUAUUGGAUUUUUUCUCUCUCUGAUAUUUUCUUCCUAAUUUUUGCCAAUACUGAUAUUCACACUCCUUUUUACUCACUGUACAGAGCACCAAACCUCUCCUGUACUAGAUUAUAUCAAGCAGCAUUUGAUUUCACCUUAAAUGAUAAAUAAAUUCACUUUAAAACAGACAUUUAAAAAUAUGUUUGCUGCAUUUUUCCUCAGCCUUGUUGAGUGACUUAAGUUAAGACUGCCAGGGGAGGCUUUGAGGGCUGGAGCAGUGAGUGUUGUUUACCUCCGUAGAGAGGGAGGAGCAAGUUAAGGUUGCUUCUGGUUGGUUGUGUCAAAGGAGUGUUGUUUUGCUCAUCCUUGAAUCAUCUUUAAAAUGAUAGCAAAAAGCUAUUUUUCCAUUAGUGUGUCUGCAUCUGAAAGAUUUAUAUUGAGCCUCGUGUUGGUACUGUUGGCCCUGAAACCAUGUCUUGAUCCUAAAAAUCUUGUUUAAGUGAAAAAGCCAAAAUCCAGUGUAGUUAAAAGUAGAGAGUGGCUUCCUCUGUGUGCAUUUGAUUGCUAAGUUGGUGCAGCGACAUGAAACUACAGUAAACCUUAGCAUAGUUGUUUUAGCUAAGUGACUGUUGUGGUGAAAAGUUGUGAACAGCCUUCUGAAUUUGCUUACCAGUAGAAAAAGCUAGUUAUAGUUUUUGUUGUUUUUUUGUAAUACUUCACACAGUAAAUCCUUUGGGCCGCUUUAAAAUGAUUAACUUGUUUUUAACUCAUCAACAAAUUGAGCAAUACCGUUUAUUGGCCACUAAGAAUAGAAGCGAGCUAGUAGCUUGUGGCUUCGAAAUGCUGCCACUGUCAUUGUAUGCACACAUAACGUAUCUCCUCAUUGGCCGCAUAUAUCACUGUAAAUUCUCACAUCUGCAGACACUGAUAAUAAACUGUUAAAAAGUUGACUGGUUUACACACUAAUGUUGACCUGCAAUGUUACACAGCCAACAUUGAGAGAAGUUGUUGAGCACGUACACAAUAACGAAUUUUUCACAGCCAUUAGCGUCUGCUUCAGACAACACAGAAAUCUGUUCUACUGUGAGCUGUACCCACCUGAUGGAUGUUUGGCGUUUUAUUGGUUAAGUCAGGUUAGUGGGAGAGGUUUGGCAUCAGUCCUGCAGCUUUUCCAGCUAGAUCCUUGGCUUCACAUCUCACAAUGGGGGAAGUAGAGCAGCGUGGUGUUUUGUUUCGUAUACAGCCAGUUGUUUGAACUGUUGCAGUAUAGUGAUAGUUUGCUUCAGUCAGUUGCAGAAAAAGGACUUUGAUGGCCACAAUUGCCAAGAGUGUCUUGUAGCAACUUGAGAAGUAAAAAUCACUUUACCAUGAGGAGUCUUGUGAAAUGGAAGUCACAUUUGUGGAGUUUGUAAUUGGGGAGAGAAUAAUGGGAGUCAUGAAAAUAUAGAUCAGCCAUGUAGAUGUGAGACAAUGGGUAUCCCCUGUUAUCUGAGGAAGCCAUGGAGCUUGUUGAAACUGAAGAGAAGCGAAGUGAAAGAAAAGGGAAACAAGCCGCUGCAAAUCUUCAAAAUCUGGUUUUGAAGUGCUUCAUGGUUUUUUCUCACAGUGUGUUUUUUUGGUUGUGAGUAGCUGGACCUGUGUUACCUGGUAGUGCUGUCUGUGUGUUUUGAGAUGAGGGUUCAGAUGCUGAGCAAUGUGGCGUUAUCAAAUGAUACUAAGCGUUGCGAAACCAACAAACUGCACCACAGAAUCUCUUCCUACUGCAAGUUGCCUACCCACAAGAUUACGAGGGAUGGCCCAAUAAAAAAACUGCUGAGUGACCCCUUACUCUCUUCAGCUUGUCUGAGUUCACAAAACAGGAUUUUAGUCAGUAGCCCUGAAAUUGUGUCCCAAAACCUUGGUUUCAGCAGGGUUUUUGAUCUCCAAUCCUUCAAUGCAUGGGUUUCCUGCGUAUAUUUUGGUGUGCAAUGUUUGUAUGUUUUAGCCCAUCAAACAGAAAAUCAGAAAAGUAAGGUAAACAGUAGUUUGUGGAUGGUUAAGAUGUCUUUGCUUAGUCUCACUGACCUAAAUGUUUGUUACAAAACUUGGCUACCAGAGUGAAUCAAGUAUUUGAUGGGUGACAAAGGUGGUGUUCAUGAUUUUAUUCUCACGUAAAGCCGGACUUUGCAGAAAAGGGAAGCUGCUUUCAAAUGAUCUGCAUUUACUUUGAUGAGCAAUCGUGCAGAGAUUUAUAGAAGAUUUUACCAAAGUAUCAAAGAGUAGAAGAAAAAUGAUAGCAAAUGGUAUUACCCAUAAGAAAACACAAAUGAGAACUAUUUUAAGAAGCAAGAAAAGACAAGAAACCUGUGGUGCUUCCCUCAGAUCCUGCCAUCCCACAUGAAAAGAGGAUGUAGGGCAGAGCAGGUCCAAAAAUGAUGCAGUUUCCUUUGAGUCAUUGAUACCAAUAUAACACCAAGUCGAGGCAUUUCCUAAAAACUAGAGAGGACAGCAAAAAAGUUAUGUUGCAUGCAGACCUCAUCAGCAUAUUAAAGGGAUAUUCUGGCGUAAAAAGUCAAACACACUGUAACACCGAGUAACACUGUAACACUCUAUAGCCACAAAUAAUUCUAAGAACAGCACCUAACUUCAUCAACAGUACAUACAGGGUCCUAGCUAUAGCACUAGCCAUCAAACAUCUUUUUAGCUUUGCCUUAUUUCUUUAGCAAAGAGACUAAACACAACUCACCCACUCUCCUCUAACUCACCUACUCUCUUCUAACAGCCGCUUGUUUGUACGGAGACCUCCAGGCGAGUCCAUCGACUGCAGCGGGGCGACGCAGCUCAAGGAAGAACAUUUAUGAUCAUUACUUUAUCAUUUUCUUGAAGUAAUAAUCAUCAUAUCAAGCAUCUUGCACUGCAGACGUGGUAGUUCUUCUGCCUUAGCUUCUCGGUCUGAUUGCAUUUCCAUGAAGAAAUGAUCAUGAAUGUUCUUCCUUGAGCUGCGUCACCCCGCUGCAGUCGAUGGACUCGCCCGGAGGUCUAGCUACAAACAAGCGUUCGUUAAUAAAAUUGGUAGAACUAGAGAAGCAAGUGGUUGGCAACAUUCAUCUCUUGAGGGGGUGUCUAACUCGGUGUUACAGUGUGUUUGACCCUAACUUAAUUUUACGCCGGAAUAUCCCUUUAAUGUCCCACUACUGGCGUACAGGCUAUGUGUAAAGUCAGACUAACUGGUUCAGACCUCAAUGUUCUUGCAAGCAGCCCUUCCAGGACAUAUCCAGAUGGAGAACAUUUGAAUAUGUGAAAUGGGCUUCAGAAUUCAACAUCAGUAAUGAUACUGGCAAUUGUCAUUAUAUUGUGUGACCCCUGAUUAUGUGUCUGUGCAGGUAUUGAGGAACAUGGUGCACUGUGCUGACCUGAGCAAUCCUACGAAACCCCUGGCCGUGUACCGACAAUGGACGGAGAGAAUCAUGGAGGAAUUCUUCAGGCAGGGAGAUAAGGAGCGAGAGCGAGGGAUGGAGAUCAGCCCCAUGUGCGAUAAACACACUGCAUCCGUGGAAAAAAGCCAGGUAAAUGAGCAGCUCUGGUGCCGUAGGUGGGGUGAUAAUGACAUUGCAGAGAGUGAUCCGACAUCUCUGAUCACAGCAGUCAUCCUUGUACAUUUUUAAUGCUAAUUAUGUGGGGGGGUGAGAUGACACUACUGUGCUUGCUCAUAUGAAGUCAAUCAUGCUGUUUUUUUGGAUGCAGGUGGGCUUUAUCGACUACAUCGUCCACCCGCUGUGGGAGACAUGGGGGGAUCUUGUGCACCCUGACGCCCAGGACAUCUUGGACACAUUAGAGGACAACAGGGACUGGUACCAGAGCACUAUUCCUCAGAGCCCCUCGCCUCCUCCUGUAGGCCAGGAUAAGGAGCUAAUUGACAAGUUCCAGUUUGAGCUCACCCUCGAAGACAGCUCUCCGAGAGAGCAGGAAGACGAGGGCGACAAGCCAACGCUGAACCACGUGGCGCAAGACUGCAGUCAAGGGGAGGAAGAGGAGGGUAAAAAAGAGGAAGAAGAAGACACAAUGGCAGAGGAGGAAAACGAGGACAUAAUAGAGGAGGAAGAAGAGGUGGCAAUGGAGGAAGAGGAGGUGGAGGAAGGUCAGGAGGAGGAGCUGAAAAGUCAUUUGGAAGUAAGAUCCGAAAAGGAGAGACUUUCUGACACAAGUCCUGUAGAGGAAGAGGAAGAUUCUUCUUCACAAGCUGAAGAUACAUGAGUUUGGCUCCUGUAUCUCCCUCUUCACUUGCACACAUUAUCUUGUUCAUCCUUUCAAUGGCCAAACCAAGAACAAAUAAGACUGCAAAGGACAAUGCAGACCUUUAAAUAUAUUUUUCAAAAAGGGAAUAAAUUAAAAUCGCUCAAAGAGAAGGUAAUUACACAGCAACUGUAGAUUUGGAGUGGGGACAAGCUCUUUGACUGAUUACACAGUGAACUUUAGACCAAGAGGAAUUUAGGAGAGAAUUAAAGAUGGGCAACUGAAGACAGCGUAGCACUCUGGGACUGGGAUGCACACACAUAAACACGCAUCAAGUGUCACACAACACAAUCACACAAGAACACAUGGUAGGGUAAGUCAUACAGGAUACAAUAAUCAGAUGUGUGUAACCAAACGCCUCAGCCAUGCUUUAUAAUUGGACAACUCUAUUUUGCAAUUUUGCAGACACACACACAGUCACACACUCACACAACCACUUGACUUAACGUUUGUAUGUGUGCAUUAACAAGAGGGCCAUUGGUCAUGUAUGGAAUCUCUCUGGAAAAAGCCAUCUCUCAAUGGAGUAUUAACUAGUGUUCAGUCAGUAUUAGUAAUUCAUGUUUGUUAGAACCUCAACAGAAACUCUUCUCCUCAGAAAAGCUACACGUCCGAGUGACUUUUUUUUUCCAUUUCUGUCGGAAAGAAAAAUACGAAUAUCCAGAGUUGGUGGAGGAGUAAGUCAGAUUUCAAAAGGAGACAAGGAUGAUGUGAUGAGGGGGCCACUUGGUCCCACCCCCCUUUUCCCUUUACGAGGAGAGUGCUACUGGUGCAAGAUGGCUCUGUGCCUUUCUGAAACACCAGCUUCCUGAAUGGAGCUGUAGUGAAGCAAUGCAUUGUGGGACGGGAGUGUCUGAUUUUGUUAUCAUUUCUGAUUGUCUCUUGUUAAUGAUUUCUUUGCUGUCCAUGAUAUUGUGGUGUGUAUUUCACACGUACAGUCCCUGUGGUGAUAUGUUUUAAGCUGUAAGUCUUCCUUUGUUGCUCUUCUGGUAAUAUAAUAACUCAGAACUCUAGAUGCAGAGCAAUCACUACUCGCCAACACAACCACCAGUGGACUCUUUUUCAGCUUUUGUUCUUUCUUAUUAGAAUGAUUUUUUUAAACUUUCAGAGAAUAAGCCAUGUGAUGCUUUGAAGCAUGUUUUUGCCUAUUUUCUAUUUGCUAAAUAUCUUGAAGGGAUACUGAUUUAUUUCAUCAGCAGAACAAAUUCUCACUUGCCAUCUCACACCUUCUUGCACUGUGUGUUUAUGUCUGCUCAUACACAACAAUUCUCGCCAAAGUUAAGGAUGAGAAACCGUGGAAAAGGUCGACCGUGAUUUGAGGGAGCUCAGAAGAAUAAGAAUAUCAGGGAAGCAGAAUGUCAGGGGAUCGCAGUGAGACUUGGCCAAAAGGGGGUCUGGCAGUCCCUUAUCAUCCUUGUUAUGUUUGAUGCUUUUUUGCCUUAAUGUGAGAUGCAGGAAACAUACCUGCCAGUAUGUAGAUUUAUAAGAUAUAUAAUAGAUAUCCUAGUAUAUUUAUAUCACGUCCGUAUGCUUAUUUCUGUGAGUAUCAGUGUGUCUGUACACAAUGUAUCCAGCAUUGCAUUUGGAGGACAAAUGGAAACAUUGCUGCCAAUAAGUUAAGUUGUUGCUUUGCUGAGACCAACAUAAAGAAUGUGUUGUUUUUUAAUCACACAAAUCAUAAAAUGACUAUCUUCUAGCUACCUGGAGACAUGCAGCGGAAAUGAAGAGUUUAGAUUUUGCAGGAGAUGAGAAUAAAUACAGCUGUCUUCUGUUUAAAUAUGACCGGGCAGUGAUCUACUAACACGGUGGAGUUGAUGCAUCUAUGUUUUUGUUCGCUUAUCGUGUGGUCAAGAGUAAUCGAUUGAAUAACCAAAAAAAAAAAAAAGUGAGAGAGAGCAGGAUGCUAAAGAUGUUGUUGUACGUGUCAUUGUUCCCUCACUGGUAUCACUGCAUCUUGUUGAAUGGCGUUCAGGAUUUGAUUAGCACAGCUUAAACAGGUCACAGUUUGUUUAGGUGUUAAGGGUAAAAAAAUAUAUAUAUCAUGAAUUAUAAAAACAUGGGUGUGGUUGUUUUGAAGGUAAGAGCGAGUUUCUGCAGGUCAGUAACUGUGUUUAUCUGAAGACACCACAGCUCGGUGCAACAGAAGCCUGUGUGUUUGACCUGCUCCAUUGCAGGAUGGAGCAGAGCUGCGGGGCCACCACACAGGCUUUUAUAUCAGUAAUGGGAAUUCAGGACUACUAUUGCAGUUACUUCGAUAAAAGAUUCCCAUAUGCAUUGGCCUUUUACUUUAAUGUUGUUGCUUUGUUUUUGUGGCUUUGUGUUAUAUCAUAAGCUAUAAAAACAUUACUAUUUAAUUGCCAUACAAACACAAUACUGUAGCAAUUAUUUCUUAAUAAGAAAAUUAUUCAACUGAUUGAUUGCUGCCAUUGUUUUUAAAUGAUGAAAAGAAAACCAUGGUAAGUGUUUUCUUUGAACAGUUUGUGUACAGUUUAUUUUUAUAUCAUUCUGGUGGAUGGUCUGGAAAAUAAAUCAAGUAUUGAUGAUAUAGCUAUAAGCAUUACCACUGUUGUAUAUAAUGUAAUAUUGGAUUGUAAAUUAUAAAUUUAUCCAAGUCAAAAUGAUUUGACAGAUAACCACUUAUGGUUGUUCAGUGAACCACAGGAGCACUGCAGGCCACAACCCCACCUUUUUACUUCUCUGAUUAUGUUUCCAGUCACUUGUGCAAACAUCCUGUCACUAUUUUAAGUGUCCACCUUUAUUGUUAAGAUCAGAUAUAUAUUUGUACCAGCACUUUAUUUCAUCAGGUCUUGUGGCAGACAGUGAUUUUCAGGUAGUGUGCGGUCUCUGCUGGUGGUUUGGUCAUUUGCAGCUACCAGUUGAUUAGAUUUCAUUCAUUUUGUCAAAUCAUCAUGCAGUAGUCAUUGUUGACCUCUUGUCUAGAGGAAGAGACAAAAAUAAAAACAUUCUCGAUUAAUAGUCCAUGUGAGAUUAAACUUAUUUGAGUGUGUAAGCCGAUGAAGUCACAUUAAAUGUGACAGGUUCAAAAGAAAUUUGUGUCCUUAUCCAACUUGGCCAUUUCUGAUUCUAUCACCACCUCUUUUUCUUAGUAACUUUAAAUCACUAGCCUGAUAGCCUAAAUGUCCGUCCAGUGGUGACCAAACUAGCUGGUUACCAUCGGGUUGCAGUCAAAGUUAUUUUGUCGCAGACUGAUUCCCUCUGUGAAUAACUCUCUGGGCUUUAAUACGUGUUUGUUCACGAGUAAGAAAGAUUAUACAAGGGGAAAAAAACAAAAUGAAAUGAUUGUAAUAUUUGUAAAUGAUCUUGCUGUAAUGUGUAAAAUGUGUCCAAGUUAUUUUUUAUUAUAUUAUUUUUAUGAAAGUUUCCCUUAACAGAGCUGAGGUGUCAUUUUGUGAAUAAAUGCAUUUAAUAAGCAAACAUCUAUAUAUAAAACAAUAUUAUAGUAUAUCGGUAUAUUUUUCUUUUAUUUCACUGUUCGGUACUGUAAAGUGUGUUAAAAAUACAAAUAAAGUAAGAUUUUUAUAUUAAAUACA
Xyrichtys novacula (pearly razorfish) is the source of this 62443-nucleotide messenger RNA. The record is from the annotation of a GenBank genome assembly. NCBI's taxonomy places the organism in Eukaryota, Metazoa, Chordata, Actinopteri, Labriformes, Labridae.